CCCGACCCCACGCGCUUGGACUUGCGCGCCCUAGAGUGGUGGGGACGUUUGAGUGGCCUUGCAGAAGGCAGCCCGUCCGGGCGCUCCCGAGCUUGUGUGUGCGCGAGCGGUGUCCGCCAGCCUGCCCACCCAGGUUCUGAGAAAGCUCGCUCUUCCCGCGUGAUGUGUUCCACCUUUCCUUCCCAGGGGUUCCCUGCGUCAAUCCUGUGCUUUGCAGGCGUCGGCCCUAAAGCUGAGAACUUUAAAUUAGCCUAAUGCACCGUCUACUAGCUUUGAACAAAGCUGCAGCCGCAGAGGCGAGGGGAGAGUGUCAGUCCCUGGCAGUGAGGCGCCAGGCUUAGGGCAAGAAAAAGUUUUCCUGGAACUCGGGAGCUGGUGGGGAGGCUCUGUCAAGAGCUGAGGGUUUUUUGUGUUUUUAAAUGGGAGGCUCUGGGUAAAGGGGCGGGGCGAGGAGGCGAACAAGACAACCUUAGUAUUGUUUGAACUGAACCAUUGCGAUAGAACAGUGGCAGAAAAACCGCGUUUUCUCCGGAGUCCUGGUCCGGCCCUGGAAGACCGGCCCCGGGCGCCACCCUGGGACCCUGUUGCCGAGCCUGCCCCUCCACGCCGGCCAUGCACAGCCCCGCGGUACCGUGGCUGCUGUUGGCGACUGCACUGCGAGGCUUUGCACAUUUAAAACGUUUUGUUUAAAGAGUAGGAGCCACUUUUACUGAGCUUUAUGUAACCAUGGCUAAAAUGAACAGGUUUCAUGGGGGUAUUCCGCUCAGGACUCAAAUGUUUAGACAGGAGCUGAAAGAGGAGGGAGCUUUGGGGAUGUCCGCUGCCCCACCUCUGCUUACUGUGGCCACCGGAGCCUGUGGCGGCCAGAGUCCCGGUGGAUUUCCCGGGGUGGACCCCUCCCUCCUCAGCGCGCACAGUUUCAGAGCACCACACGGGGACAGAGGGGAAACGUGUUCAUGAUUUCAUCUGAUUUCUGGUGUUUUUACAUCGUUCUGCCCUAAUGUAAAACAAACCAGGAUUUUAAAGGCAGUGAGUGACAAGGAGCUACUCGCACUUGGGAAAGAGCUGCUAACUUUGCUUUUCCGCUGCUGUUGGCUCUGGUUCAGGGCCCAGGAUGGAAAGUAAAAGGAGGACUCGGAGACUUUGACCAGAGCACUGCAGGCCAAAGUUUUCUUCACGUUCUGGUCUGUGUCUCCGUCCUUCUCCCAGCCCUGACCUAAGAUCAGAACCUAGAUAGUUGAACUAGCCCAGUGACCCUGUGAAUUCUAAUGCACAGGCCUGUUUGCAUAUAAGACGUGGCUCAGAUUUAUGAACCAGAAGCGACGCAUGCAUGCGCGUGCACACACACGCACUCAAAGGCAGACGUCCCUAGAAAGUACCAAAUCGGGCUGCGUGUGCUUCAGUUGUACCGAUGCCCGCACCUCUCUGUCCCUAGAGGCACUUUUAUAAUAUCCAUCUGAUCAUGCUUAAGGCUGGUGGGAGUCCCGGGAAUUCUUUUCUGAACUCAUCCUAAAAUUGGUGGAAAGACCACCAGGCACCUAGGUCUUCAAAAGAUCCAACUAGCCUGGGCGGGCGGUGCACUUUUGUAAUCCUAGCACUUUGGGAGGCUGAGGCCUGCUGAUUGUCUGAGCUCAGGAGUUCGAGACCAUCCUGGGAGAAACAUGGUAAAACCCUGUGUCUACUAAAAUACAAAAAAUUAGCCAGGCCCGGUGGUGCCUGCCUGUAAUUCUAGCUACUCAGGAGGCUGAGGCACAAGAAUUGCCUGAACCGGGGAGGCAGAGGUUGCAAUGAGCCAAGAUUGCACCACUGCACUCCAGCCUGGGUGACAGAGCAAGACUGUCUAAAGAAAAAAAACCUAGGUACUAAACAUAGCUCUGCCCUAUUCUCUUAAAUCCAGAGCCUCAGUUUCCGUACUUUGAAGUAUGGUUUCUUAUAAAGGCCAAGUACCCUAAGGGAGAUGAGACACCUCUAUGCCUCCCCGAAACCUCAUCGAUGCUGCAAGCUCACCCUCUCUUUCACCCUUGAUCUCUGGGUGGGACCAAGAUGAUUGACUGCCCAGCAGAGCUUCGCAAAGUUCUAGACCCGCAGACCUAACUCACCUGGAAAGCCUUGGUAAGAAGCCAGGUCCGCAUCUCAGACCUUCCAGUCAGACAUUCUGGGGUGGAGUCCAGGACCCUGCUUCCCACAUGAUACCAGAAUCUGGGAACCACUGAGUUGGAGUAUGGGGUUGAGAGGCAGUUGCGAUUACCUGCCAAGUCACUGGGCUUUCAAUUCUAACUCUACAAAUAAAACUGGAUAUUUUUAAUCAUCUUACUAGGGGCCUACUAGUAUGUGUUGUUAAGAGACUUGCACGUUGCUACUUUCAACAAGGGGCCGCUCGUUCUCGGUAAACACCGGCUUGAAUGGCUGUUCCUCGUGAAAUAAGGCUUUGAUUUUCAACUGUACUGAUGAAAGAUUUGUCUUAAUUGUGACAAGGACUUUUUCCUGGGUAGGUCAGUUCAGGAGAAAGGGCUGCCGCUCGGUGGUUGAAGAGCGGGGCUGCAGAAGCAGCUGGGCUGGGUAGUGCAGAGCCUGGGUUUGCUGAUUGAGCACGUACUGUGUGUGAUUCGUCUGCACUACUGCUUGUAAUCCUCACAGGAAAACAUACUUAGGAGCUUCGUAACUAUCAUUUCCCCAUUUUACAGGUGAGAAAAGGCACAAAGGUUUGAAGCCCUUGCCCAAGAUCCUGUCUUUGUAACUGAAUGAGACAGAUUGGCACCCAGGCCCCUUCCUCCACACUGAGCUUCCCAGAGCCUGAAAGUUGGCCAGGAGGGCACUCCUGACCUUCAGUCUUUGAGUCUCCUGGGGUGUGGGUUCUUUCUCCCUGGUCUUGGCCUUGGACUAACAGUAGAGCUGGAACUGACUCCUAGGAGGGAGGAUCUCCUCUGCUUCUCCCACUCUGAGGAUCAGGGGCACUCAGUGAAGGAGAGAAGCAAGGCCCUUCCCAAAAGGAGGAAAGGGAGCCGAAAUCCAUGGGGCGGCCUGUGCUCUGGACUCAGUGUGAAGCCAGCUGCUCCGCACGGGCCCUCAGGACCCACUCCCUGCUGUCCAUGAUGCCUUUUCUAAAGGUGCCCUUGUUUGAACGCAGUUUCAAGAUGCACAGAAUGCUUUCGUGUAAGGCAGUGUGACACUGGGGUCCCAUCCCAGACUCGAGGCAGGUGCCGGGCUAGUUCUCAGCUGGUGGGCAGCUGAGGGGCUGCCGCCUAGAGUGCGUACUCACCAAGCCUCUGCAUCCUAGUUCUCCUCUCCCCCAAGGCAGAGGUGGUACUCAUCGCACCCACCUCAUAGGUGGGGCAGCUGUGAGGUGUGUGGGUGCAUGCGAAGCACCUUGGAGGCUCUGGUACCGCCUGGGUGCCAAGCAGUAUCCCCUUGGCCUGUUUAAGGGACAGUCCCCUCGGCUACCUGUUGUAACCUUCAUGGAGGCUGAAAAGUGCUCACUGCAGCCAUUCUGAGCAUUGUUACUUGUCCUCAGAGGGUGGGCAGCAGCCUCGAGGGACCAAAUAUGCAGCAGGCUGGGCAUAUUCCUGAGGACCUCUGCCCCGGACCUGGGGGUUCUCGUAGGUAUCAGUGUGGGGCCUCUGCCUGCCACUUUGUUUCCAGGCCGCGCUUGGGGUGCCAGACCCAGGAAACUCGCCUGACCCUCCUGUUGGCUGCCACCACCUUCCCUGUCCCAGCAGCCAUGGUGGCAAGUCCUUUCUGAGGGCUUUGGGAUGGGGAGGACAGGUGUUCAGUGCCACCAGAGACCCAGAGCUUUCUGUAAGGAGCAGGACAAAUAGUUCUUUCCUACACUCCCUGGAGCCUAAGCCCUGUUGCUCAAAGACAGGCCCCUACAAAGUAGGGAAAAGCACGGGAUUCCUCCCCUGCUCUUGGAAAACAAGCAUAUCUCAGCUCUCUGGAGGCUGGUAAAGCCUUCCUCCCUGGGUGGCUUGUAGGGCUCGGCCAUGAUAAGUAAUAGCAGAGAUUUGUCCACAGCAUCCCAGAAGGAGAGGAGGGUAGGAGGGGCAAGCCGGAAAGCGCAGGGGAGGGAAACAGUCUCAGUACCACCCAUUGGCUCUGUUUGGAGCCAGAGAGAGAGGUGAAGACCACGGAAAAGGUUGUAGAAUAGAAAAAAGGAUUCUGCUCAAAUAAUCAAAAUCAGAGAACUGUGUUUAAUUUUGUUUCUGGGGAGAGGGAAAGAAAAUGGGUGCAUGGUUUAAAUAAUCGAGAAACUCAAGGGAAAAAUUAAGUGCCAUGGAGAUGUAACUUUUCAACACCGUUGAUAAUAUGAUGAAGAGAUCACCACCUAGCCAGUGGUCCGGGAAUGUCUCAUUCUUUUUAUCUGGAGAAGAAUGUUUGUCUUUGAUUAGAGGGUUUUGGAGAAAGCUCUGAAACUGGCCUCUUGCUUCGUAUCUGCUGGCGUCUGUUGUGUGAUCACUGCUGAAGGUGGGAGUCACUGUCUGCAGCGCCUGGCCUUGGCUGUUCGGCUUGUGAAUUGGGCCCAGGAACUACACAGCAGUCUUGGGAGGCCAUAGCGUCUGACCCAGCCCGCUGCUAACCAGGUCCUGGCUUCAGGGCAAGUCACUUUCCAUGCUUUGGCUCUGGGGCCAGGACGAGAAUGUUGUGUGGUAUCGAGCUCUCAGGUGCUGGACAUACCUUGAGCGAGCUGGAGAGUCAGAAGUGAGGGCCAGGCCCUGCAGCUGUGCUGAGACCUGUGAUGGUGAGCCGGGGUCUCCGCCGUGAUGCUGGGGAUGAGAAAGCCCUUCCAAACCAGCUCCGGAAUAGAAUGUAUCCAGCCUGCACCAGGACAUUGCUUAGAAAUCAAUAUGCCACAUGGGACUUUGUAUCCUCAUGGUGUGGAGAAGCUUCCAGAAUCCAAUAAAUACGUGACACUUCUCAGUUGAGGUGAGGGAAAGGGCAGAGUUCCUAGACAGUCCCGUCUUGCUGUUUCCCUGUGGUGACUGCUCCCUCUAGACAGUCCCCUCUUGCUGUUCCCUGUGGUGACUGCUCCCUCCAGUUAACGAGACCCUCUCAGGACAGGUGACGGCCUAAGUGACUCACUGCUCUUGAUUGCAUUGGUGGCUCUGCAGGACUGUAAUUUUUAUUUUGGUUACCCAUGAAAGAAGAAGGUGGUGUCUAAUAUAGGGAGAUUUGACGGGUGUCUCCCAUGGUCAGAAAGUAAAUUUCAAAGGAAGUGCAAGGAGCCCCUGUCCACCUGGCAGGCUCCUUCCUGGGUGCUGGGUUCCGGCCCAUCCCCUCCCUCCUGAGCUGUGGCUGGCUCCUGUGCUCUGCUUCCAUGUCUUCUGUUGCCUCGAUGAGGCUGCCUUUUGAAACAACAAGCUUUUUUGUAAAACCUGCUCCUUUAAGUGUAGUGUGGUAUCCUGGGGCAGGUCCUGGGACAGAAAACCUGGUGAGAUUCCAGGAGAGUCUGCAGUUCAGUUGCUGAGGUUAAUUUCUGUACCAAUGUUAAUUUCUUAGUUUUCGUAAAUGUGCCGUAGUUUUACAGAAUGUCAGUAUGGCAUCAUGAUGUCUGGGUGAAGGGCAUACAGGGACUCUCUUUGCAACUUUUCUGCAGAUCUCAGUUGCUUCAGAAUUUAAAACUGCUCCCAGAAGUCAUCAGCCAGUCACAUUCGGCGUGCAUGAGUCAGACAGACAAGUGCGCACAGAGCUGAAAAACAGCCAGUCUCGUAUUAGCAGAUGUGGCCGGCAAGAGGAAUGUGUUGCUCCCAUUCCUUUCUCUAAUAGAGUAAGUGUGAACAGAAGUCACUUCUGCUUAGUGGGAAAUACAGCAGAGGUAGGCCCAAGCAAAGCCUGAGUAAGAGGAUUUUUGUCCCCUGGCCCUGGGUGGAGUCAUUUGUGAAGACGGGGAGGUUUCCUCUGUGGAGUUUCUGCGGCAUCAUGUGGGAGGCCCAGUGGAGCUGUCAUGGCGCCUCUUCCUGGCUGGAGAGGGAAAUGGAUGCACCGUUGUUUCCUGAGCCCGAGAUGGAAUGGCAGGCUUGUAUCGGUGUUGCUGCAAGGACACAAAACAUGACCAGGGAAAAGCCCAGUGCUGCCCAGACUCGCUCACCCUUAGGAACACAGCAGGCAGUCCUCCUGGGCUGGCUGCACAGAAUGGGAGCCCCUUUCUGCCUCUCUAGGAAACCCCGUGGGCAGCAGGGACUGGCAGGUGUCAGGUGGCUGGUGGAGGAGGUGGGCCGCCUGCACGCCAUGGGCAACAGGGACGGGCAGGUGUCAGGUGGCUGGUGGAGGAGGUAGGCCACCUGCACGCAUGCUCCCUGCAUUGCCACAGGUCGUGGCAGUGGGAUUCAAAGUCACAGCCUCUCAGUGGCCGCAGCUUCUGUGUUUGUUAGGGACCGAGCAAGAGGCCCAGAAGGAGGAUGGUCAGUGGCCAGUGGCUGUUGCCCUGCAUGUUUGCCUGUCACCACCCUGCCAUUGAUAACCAGAAAUGGGAAGCAUGAGCAUAGCAGCCUCUGCCUGACCCCUGCCAGUUCUGCUCUGCACACCCUGUCUGCCCCUCCAGGCCUUAGUCCCUGGGAGAUAAGGACAGCCUGUCCCUUUCUAUCAGUGACCCGCAGUAGGUGUCACACACCUGCACGUGGCUGGAGCCUCUGUUCUUUGCAACUGAGUCCCAUUUCAGAGUAUAGCUAAAGUGUCUUCUCUACUGACAGCGUUUUUAAUCCUUUAGGAUCGAGGUUUAUAAGUCAUCAUCGAAACUCCUGUAGACUUGAAACAUUUGUCUUUGUCCACUUUUUGGUUUGUUUGUUUCUGUUUUUGGGACAGAGUCUUGCUCUGUCAUCCAGGCUGGAGUACAGUGACGCGAUCUUGGCUCACCGCAACCUCUGCCUCCUGGGUUCAAGCAAUUCUCCUGCCUAAGCCUCCUAAGUACCUGGGAUUACAGGCACGAGCCACCGUGCCCAGCUAAUUUAUAUAUUUUCAGUAGAGAUGGGGUUUCACCACAUUGGCCAGACUGGUCUCAAACUCCUGACCUCAGGUGACCCGCCUGCUUCCACCUCGCAAAGGGCUGGGAUUACAGGCAUGGGCCACCACGCCCUGCCAUCAUCCACUUUUUCUCCCCGAAGCAUGUCUUCCAUAGCUGACAGUGCUGCUCCCACGAUCCAACUUCAGGGCAUCUUGCAUUGGCCCUAGUGGAAUGAUUCCCAGGCACCUGUGUCUGCUGAAGGCCUGAAAUCCAGUGGGCCCUCAACAGAGCUUCUUACGUAAAUGAUGGCAGCUAGUUGGCAGCAAACCCUUUGGUUGAGGAGUGCAGUCAUGGAACUAUUACUGAAAGAUGAGAUUAAAAAUGUAUUUAUUCUUACUGUGGGUUUUUUCCCCAAGUUAACUGCUUUCUCCCACUGGAUGAAAACCAGCUGCAUGUGACGAUAAAGGAAGCAUGGAUCAGUCUAGGGAAGAUUUGCAUUUUUUCCUAGGGAUUGUUUCAGCCCCACCCAUAGAAUUCCUGCUUUGUUGCUUUUACCCAGUUCAGUGAUCUCCCAUGUGAGAAUUAGAGAAGAAUGUGUGUUUUUGAAUUUUGUGGACUGAUUAUCUGGUACCUGGUAAAUAUUAUGUAACAACAUUUUUCCGGCAUGUUGAGUAUUUUUGGAUCCCUGACUGUGGAGUGUUGGGACCCUGUGAGAACUGAGAAAGGCUUCUGUUCGUGCACAGAGUCAAACACACAUUCCCUGGGCUGCACCAAAAGCUGUGUUGGUCUCCAGAUUGGGUGAAAAGAAGGGGUCCCCUGGGAGAUUCUUUUCGGCAUCACCAGAACCAAACCUAAGAGAGCAUCCCUAGCAUUCUAGCAUCUCUGGAAGCAGCUAAAACUCUGUUGAGAAACACAGUAACUCCUGUUGGCUGUGCCACUGGUGCUGGGAACUGCUCUAAAUCAUGGAUGGUUCACAGAUGGGUAAACUGAGGCAUGUUCAGGAAGACACUUGGUAGGGUCAAUGGGAACAAAGUGCGGAGUGAAACCUAGGACUUGCCAAUUCUAAAACCUCUGCUCUUAGCCACUGGCUAGGUGAAUAACCCCAGCCACAGAAUAGAUAAGCACAGGUAAAAUAUGCCAAAUGUUGUAUAUGUAAAGUACAGAUAUAUACAUUACAUGUAGAAAAUAUAUUAUCAAUCUACAUGGAAUGUACAGAGAUAGAUGAUGGAGAUAAAGAAGACAACACACAUAUCACACACAUAUAUAUGUACCCUGUGCCCACACAGACAUGCAUGCAUGUACACACAUACAUGCACGCACAUACACACACAUGACCAUAGACACACACUUGCACACAUGGAUACACACUUGCACCCCACACAUGCAUACACACAGAUGCACAUGCAUGCACAUAUAGACACACACACAUAGACAGACACUUGCACCACACACAUACAGACACACAGAUGCACACAUGCACAUAGACACAGAUACAGACACACACUUGCACCACACACAGACACACAGAUGCACACACAUGCACAUAGACACACAUGCGUAGACACAUGUGCACCCACACACACAUACACACACAUGAACAUAGACACACGCAUAUACAGACACACACUUGCACCACACACAGACACAGAUGCACACACAUGCGCAUAGAUACACACAUGUACACAUGUUCAUGUAGACACAUGCACGUGCCUACAUAGACACACAUGCACAUGCAUACACCUGAACACACUUGCACCCUCCACAAACAUAUACAUAGACAUACAUGCGCAUAGAUACACAGAGACACACAUGUGCACCCCAUACACAUACAUAUAGAAACAUAUGCACACACACACGUUCAUGCAUGCACACAUACACACACACACACAGACACUUAGUCGGAGGAUGCUCCUAGUUUCUUUCUCCACAAGGGCAGCUGAGGCAGAAACAGACUAUGGAUGCCUCUUGGCAGUGGCAAACAGACCUGUUUCUUUAGGGUCCCUUUUGCAGAGAGGCUUGACAGAGGCACGAGGGGGACUGAGUAUCCUCAUGAACUCUGAAAAAUGAAGGCUAAGAUGUCUGUACUUGGGAGAGGUCCUUAAAGGAUGACCAGGAAAUAUGCGAGAGUGGGCAAAGGGACAGUGUCACUGCAGAACCCAGAGUCCUGCAGACACGAGCCCAACUAGCCCUCUCCAAGUCUGGCUUGAAACUCCAGGCCACUAAGGCAGACGCUGCUAAGGGAACAGGAGGGGCAAACACAGCUUUGUGUUUGGCUGUUGGAAAAUUGUUCUAGUUGUAAUUUAGAGAAAGAUUUACUGAGCUCCUAUGGGGCAAAAGAAACCUUCCUAAAAUUAUCUUAGCUGUACAGGAGACCCAGUGGACACUGCAGAGUGACAGCAGGAUUCCAUUUUCCCUGGACCAAUGCCAGCUUCCUUACGCUGGGUCUGUUCUCACUACCCUAUGUUCGUGCUGGUGUUUUUCAUGGAAGUCCCCAUGGGCUAACAGGAGGACAGGUGCAGUCUGUUAGAAAGAGGCUGAACCUGUGGGCUUGAGCGCAGCGACUGGAAAAAGUCACUUUUCCUUUCUGAGAAUGCUUGUCUUCAUCUGUCAACAGAAAUACUCAAAACUAUGUCCCAGGGUCACAGUGGGAUCUUUUAUGUGUCAUGUGUUCAUUAAAUGAACACGUCCAAUGCUACUAGGAAUAAUGGCCACUCGUGAGUUCUAGAAUAUUCAUCCUCCCAUGGAUUCGCGUCUGGGUCAGAGCAACAGCAAGCUAGGAACCGUGAAGUUUGACCAGGGCGUGUGUGUGUGUGCAUAUGUGCAUGUGUGUGUGCCUGUGUGCACAUGCAUGUGUGAGUGUGUGUGCACGCAUGUGUGAGAGCAUGUGUGUGCGUGCAUGCGUGUAUGCAUGUAUGUGUGGUGCAGGGUUGUCCAACCAUCUGACCCAACUUUAAAUUAAAUAUGUCGUCUGGGAUUAUCUGUGAUAAGAGAGCAACCUGCAGACGUUCACUAUUUGAGAGCCAGUUUAUCUAUUUGUUCCCUAUGAGACUUUCAGUACAAUCGAUUUCAUGUGCAACUAUGCUUAUCAGCAAGCGCCUGUAAGAGCCCCCACUCACCCUGCUCACAGGAAAUGUCAGGACUCAGGCAUGGGCCCCACAGGAAUAGGGCCAGCUGGGGUCUUGGGUUUGAAACUGCUUUUGCACUGCCUGGCCAGGUGAUGUUGCGAGAAUCUCAGCUCUUUACACUUUAGUUACAUUUCACUUACACUUUAGUUACAUUUAAACUGGGUUAAAAUAGUUCUUGCCUUAUGCAUGUGCUGGGAGGAGCAAGAAGAAAUUGGCAGUAGAGAGUUUAGCAAUCUUAGCAUUGUAGUGCUUGAUAAAUGCUAGUUAAUGUCUACCUGGCUUUAGGUUGUUGUUUUUCAAUAAAUGUGGGUCUUCAUCCUCAAUACCUAAAUAACGUGAAGCCACAUAAAGUUCAAGUCAACUAGAAUUACUGUUGGGAACCAUGGUCCCAGGACAGGAGGAAGUGGGCCAGUGGGACCGGCAGGUGGGGGAGCCCCGUGGGAGGAGGUUCUGGUCUUCACCAUUCUGGUGCCUAGAGUGCUAAGACCCUGCAGUGUCUUGGUGGCUGCGAGCAGGUGGCUGCUGAGUGAGAAGUGGUAGAGAGGUGCCUUCCUGAUGCUUGAGAUGGUUAUUUCCAUUUUCUUUAAGUUUGGUAGAUGUCAGCCAAAGGAAACAUUUUAAUAUUAAUUAAAGUUCAGUCAAGGUAUAACUAACUUAUUUCCAGAAGAAAUGGAAACACUUAUACACAAAGAACAAUUUGUUCAAAUAACUGAGACAGAAGUGUAAUUUAGCCAAGCAAGAAAACUCAAGAGGCUUUGGUUUGGCAACAUGAUAUAAAAAUGCAAAACAGGAUCUUGGGAGAUAAUUUCCUUCUUUUUUUUUUUUUUUUUUUGAGACAGAGUUUCCCUCUUGUUACCCAGGCUGGAGUGCAAUGGCGCGAUCUCGGCUCACUGCAGCCUCCGCCUCCUGGGUUCAGGCAAUUCUCCUGCCUCAGCCUCCCGAGUAGCUGGGAUUACAGGCACACACCACCAUGCCCAGCUAAUUUUUUGUAUUUUUAGUAGAGACAGGGUUUCACCUUGUUGACCAGGAUGGUCUUGAUCUUUUGACCUCGUGAUCCACCCGCCUCGGCCUCCCAAAGUGCUGGGAUUACAGGCUUGAACCACCACACCCGGCCAAGAUAAUUUCCUUCUUAAGAGACCAGGAAGAUUUCCCUCCAUACCAUUUCCUAGCAGGGCAACUACCUCUCAGGUUAGCAUGGAAAGGCCUCCCAGACUAGACUGUGCCCUCCGACACCCAGGUAAGUAAGGCCAAGGCAUGGAUCCCUCGGGAAGAUUCCAACUGCAAAUUCAGGAAAGAACGUGACCUCCUUCCCUUUCUUCCUUACUUGGUAAUUGUCCUAAUUGUAACAACCACCCAAGUUACGAUUCAAGACCAAGUAGGGACCUGAGGUGAUUUCCUUUCCCCUGUAAAUCCACCUUCCUUUCCUAGCGGUUCCCGACAUCUUUCAGCACUCCCUUCCCUUCCCCAAGACAGUCUUAGCUCAGACAGGAUUUCCUUCAUCUUAGUCAUCAGGUCUCAUUGUCCAGCCUCCUCCUUCCUGUUGUAAAACAAGGAAUCUUAACAGCAAGUAGGCCGAGAUUUUAUAUCUUUGUGAUAUGCCAAUCUCCUGCCAGUAUGUGCAGACAUCAGGUUUUCUUGUGCUGACCCACAUCAAGGUGCCAGAGGUUGGAAAAGUCAGGGCAUUUCUACCUAAGCCACAUGACACCCUGAGUCUCAGCUGUCUGCCUUGGCCUUCGUGAAUGUGUCUCUGUCUACCUGAGGGUUCUGGUUCUGGCACCCUGGGCUCUCCUUUGGCCAGGCGCAGCUGCACAACCCAGGAGCAGUCCUAACCCGUUACGUAAGGUGGCAAGGUGGAGCUGGUGGGUGGCACUGCCAGGUCACCUCUGGGCACUGGCUGACCCAGUCCUUGGCCCCCUACGGCAACCCCCUGCUGUGUGGGUGACACUCACACCUCCCCUGGGCUCCCAGUGCUGAGAUUUUUGGGCGAUUUCUCUGCUCUCCAACAAGAGUGGUUUGUUAUCUGCUUCUCACCUGAUUGGAAUUUAAUGGUCUAGAAACAAAUGAGUUAUUUCACUCAGGAGGGGGAAGGAAGUCAGAUUAGUCAUGCUGGCAAUUGAUAUUUUUUUUUAAUCCAAGAAUUCUUUACUUAAGGAGUAAAAGCAAUUAAGAACAGUACUGAAUCCUGCCUAGAAGUUCUAGAACAAGGAAUGGGAUGGUGCCAACAGAUACUUCAAGUAACUGGAAAGUUUAGUUCCCUCUGAACAGAGUCUAACUCUGAGGCCAUCUGCUUCUUCUUAUAUAAAAACAGAGCAGUGUCGCAAAGAAAAUCAAUGUAUUUAAUAGGAAAGCUCAUAGACAGAGUUCACCCAUUUUAAAGGCUGCCUUUUCUCCUUUUUAUAGCACCUUUCAAAGGCACCUCCUCUUUCAACACUGGGAGCUCAUCAGCGAGAGAGAACAAAAGGCCACACUGUUGGUUCAGGCAACAUUUUUGCCUUCAUGUUGAUUUUUCUUCCUCAUUGGGUUUAAUUAACUAGAGUCUCUAAGAAUAAACAGAAUAAACAGAAAAAAAGGCCUGUUACAUGGGCUUUUCUCAGCGUUUCACAUUAAAAAAAUGACCUUAGAUCUUUAUUUUUUCUAAAUACUUCAUGUGUUUAAAAACUAGGUAACUUUCCUGGGAUAAAAAAUAAAAUCUUGGCACAUUGUCAGCAUAUUACCUCCCUUACAAACACAGCAUUUGUAAAUCAACCAUCUGAAAAUAAUCUUAUUAAUGUUACGUCGUCUCAUAUAUGUGCGUAUUUAUAUAGUGUGCGUGUAUAUAUGUCUGUGUGUGUAUAUAUAUAUGUACAUGUCCACAGGGAGAGCGCAAACCUGUGUCCAUUUUUAAUACUUUUUCAUUGUUGUAAAUUGCGGUAAAACAUGCAUAACAUAAAAUUUACCAUGUUACCCAUGUUUAAGUGACAGUUCAGUGGCGUUAACUAUAUCACAUUCCUGUGCCACUAUCACCACUGUCCAUCUCCAGAACUUUCUCAUCAUCCCAAACAGAAAUUCCAUGUGCAUUAAAUAACUCUCCAUCCCAUCCUUCUCCCACCCUCUGUUAAUAUACUCUACCCUCUGUCACUGUGACUGCUCUAGGGGUCUCAUGUAAGUGGAAUCACGCAGUGUCUGUCCUUUCGUGACAAGCUUCUUUCUUUCAGUAACGUGCUUGUGUGAGUCCAUGUUCAUGCUGCUGAUAAAGACAUACCCGAGACUGGGCAAUUUACAAAAGAAAGAGGUUUAAUCCCCUUACAGUUCCAUGUGGCUGAGAAAGCCUCACAAUCAUGGCAGAAGGCCAGGAGAAGCAAGUCACCUCUUACAUGGAUGGCAGGAGGCAGAGAAAGACUGUGCCAGCAUGGGAAGUGCCAGAUGCUUAAAAACCAUCAGAUCUCAUGAGAACUCAUUAUUAUGAGAAGAAUAUGGGGGAACCACCCCCAUCAUUCAAUUAUCUCCACCUGGCCCCACCUUUGACAUGUGGGGAUUAUUACAAUUCAAGGUGAGAUUUGGGUGGGGACAGAGCCAAACCAUAUGAGUCCUGAAGGUAUAUCCAGUUACAGCACAGGGCAGAAUUUCCUUCCUUUAAACCUCAGUAACAUGGCUAUACUUCUAAAGCUCUUACUUUCAAACUCAGUUUAGUGUCCUUAGUUGACAGGUUUCAGUGGGUUAAUGUCAGGCAUUGCAAAUCAAACAGGUUUAGGAAAUGGCCUGUGAGACCCAGCUCCAGAUGAAGGGGCAGUGGGAAAGGGAGCCUGGGGCUGGCCUGCCUCUCUGCCCCUCGGAGGCCGCCUGCCUCUCUGUCCCUCGGAGGCCACCUGCCUAUGCCUCUCCUCUUGAUGUUUGUUUUGCUCUCUGGUAAAGGUUCACCACUCUUCCAAAGGAGGUUGGCUUGGGCUGCACUGAGCUGUUUUCCUCUGGGACAGGGAUGGGAAGCUGCCCAGGAAGAAACUGGGUGUCUGAGUGGGAAGCCAGUGAGCGAGGCCUGGGUUGCCCAUACAGGUGCAGGCAGCAGAGCUAGAACAGUUCCUAAAGCCCCAGAGUGCGUGAGAUUCCUCAGGAGGAGGAGAGGGGGUGGACACAUCGCGACAAGGGAAGAAGACAUAUGGGGAACCCUGGGAGGAGCUGUGAGCCCCAAAAGGAGGCUGUGGUCAGGGGCAGGCCUAGGUCUUCCCCAUGGCUUCACCAAACUGACAGUCACCAGCAUCCCCUCCUCCAGUAGCACCGGGGUCAGAAGAUGGAGGUGGAGACAGGGAGCCAGUGUCCACCUCUGGUCGCUGCCCUUCUCCUUCCCUGCUAGAGUUCAGGCUGCCGUGGGCUUGGGACUUGGCUUAUUCAUCACCAGGCCCUCCCACAGCACAGGGACCUUCACGUAGGUGCCAUAAGGAGUUCAUUAAAUAAACGUGUUACUUAACUCUUUCGCAGGAACCCUAAGAUAGUUAAGGUUUCUCUGUAAGGCAGCUGGCAGCAUGAUCAGAGGCUUCUGAGGCCACCCGAGACAGGUCAGCUGGAGCAGGAGGGCAGAUGCCCAAAGCAGGCUAACGAAGGGUGGGUUUCCAUCUCCUUUUUACAUUUCGAAGGGUUUGGCGUGACCCCCAGCACUGGCUGUCACAACCACCCCAGCCAAGGCACUGUUGCACAGUCUAGGAGGGGCAGGUGGACAAAGCUGUGGAUCCGCUGAGUCUAUGAAAACCUGUGGCUGAUUGAGGAGAGGCAUCAGUCCCCUGGAAGUCCAAACCGCAGGGGUGGGGGGCUACGUUUCCCCGAGUUCAAGGGUCUGCCCCACUGCCCUGCAUUCCUAUGACUGGACAUCAGAGGCCCACUCAUGACUCUGGAAUUUCUGUUGUGCCCUCUGUGGUCAGGGCGCUCUCACCAGGUGAUGCCCUGAUGCCUGGGGGGAGGAGAGCAUCCGCGGGCAGCCCCUCGCAGGAGAUGACAUCAGGCUUCGGGAUGAGGGCCUCCUGUGGAUUCCAGAUGCCCGUCUUGCUGUUUGCUCUUAUGUUUUUUGAGUUAGUCAUGCUAAGUAUGAUGUCUCUGUAAAACCUGCAGCUGAAGAGAAUGAGUCUGGGAAGCUGCGGGCUGGCCCACGGGCACCUCUCCUAGACAGGGAGAGCAUGUAGGAUCCCCAGCAGCAGCCUCCCCCACCUGCUGCCCGCAGUGUUGCAUACAAUGAGGGCAGCCACAGGUGAAGUAAGAAAAUUCCAAAGGAAAGGGGCUUCCUCUUCCCCACCACACCUAAGCACAGGCCUCAGGUGGCUCCCUGAGGACGGGGACCAAGCCAGGGGCACGCUGCCCCCAGUGCCCAGCUGGGCAUCUGCUGUAGCAGCUGGAGUCUCAGCCACACAAUAGACAGAGCUAGUGGGAGGAAAGAGAGAGGGAAAGGCAAGAUUCCUGGCCAGGACCGAAGCUAAGUGGUUUGGGGACUUUUUGUUCAGAAUCACAGCACAAAUCAUUAUGCUCAGUGCAAAGAGCAUGGCCCUCAAAAAUGUGCACCUUGGGUCAACUGAAGGUUCCUCUCUCAUUGGUUUCACUUGAUUAGAAUUACUGUCUAAAAACUACUGGGUAGACAGCAUUGGCUUAUCUGCAAAGUCAAACUAAUGCAAAAUAUGCUUCAACUGCAAGACAGAGUGCCAAACUAUUUCAAUUUCAUAGCAUGCUUCUUUUUUUCUUGAGCUUCAACCCAAAGGGAAGCCAGGCAUUUGGCCAGUGAGCAGUCUAUGAGCUGAGCUGUGCUUUUCUUCAGGGCAGGCAGUUUGGCCCGUGGCCUUCUUUGCACUCCCAGAAACUCAGCUUCAUGGACCUCAAGGGUAAGAAAGUGGAAGGUUGUCUGGUGGCCGAAACCACACAGUCCCUGGAUGUAGUGGUCACUGCCCACCAAUACCCACUGGUGGGUGAUAACUGGACUCACUCCUUGAGCUCUGUCCUGCUGGGCUCUUGAUGUUGAGGUCACUGGAGGAAGGAGCUUGCCUGGGAAGGGAGGUCUCUUUGCCUAAAUGCAUGAGAAAGCACAAUGGACACAAAGCCCAGUCCUGGCCGGGGGUCGGAAGAGAUGGGUCUGAACAGCACUGCCCCAGCUGGUGCACGUUUGACUCCGCCUACUUGGAUCAGGCAGGUCUGGGGUGCCUGGGACUCUGCAUUCCGAAUGCUACCAGGUGAUGGUGGUGCCACUGCCCAGGGGGCUGCAGUGAGCAGCAGGUCCUAGAAGACGGCCUCGGGAUUGUUUCUCCCUUGAAUGGUUGUUUUCUAGCAAUCAGAAAAAUGUGUAACCAGGGGCUUGCUGGCCCCUGGAAUCUCCCGCCAAUCUUUAAAUUGCCGUGAAGAUCACCCUAUACUUGCCUGCUGAUACAGGCAUGGUUUAGGAAUUGGGUAAGGGAAAGAUAAUUUUCAUCUAUUGGUUCUUCAGAAGCGUUGAGGAAUUUCUCAUUUGCAAAGCUCUCUGUCUUUUGACUUGUGGGACUGAGCCUUCCAGGACCCUGUCAUGUGAAAGAGCAGGUUUGACCCUGAGCAUAGCAAAAGCAGCCUUUCACAGGCACGAGGAUGGGGAGAAGGGGCAUCAUCACCAACUGGAUGAAAACGUAUGCAUCCCCCCAAAAAUGGGCUCUCUCACACCAUCCAUCUCAGCUCAGCCUUUUAACAAGGCUUAAGCCACAUGUACACAUCAUAAUAAUGGGAAAUCGAUACAUUUUUAAUAAGCAUUUAGAACCAAUAAUCAGAAACAGAAAGUGAGACUCAUGCUUCGUGGAGAGUUUAACCAAAGAUUUUUUUCUCUUUGGAAUGAAGUCGAAAGCACAUUUCCCCCGAACCUGUUACCUUCCUAAGCUGCUAAAGGCAGCCAUGUUUCUCCUGGAGUGAUACCUGGUUCUCCCUGGUGAUGGUCAGCCAUGCACUGAUGGGCUCUAGUUAAAACAUCUGUCAGUCAGAGUCCUUUGCAAAAUUUCAUGAAAGAAACCGCAUAUUAGAGAUAAAAAGCAAAGGUUAAGUCCCCAGAUAUAUCCUAGAAGUGUCUCCCAGGGAAAUCGUACUAGGAGAUCAGUGACCAGGGUAAAGGAUCCUGGGCUUGAACACGUUCUAAGGCUGCUUGGUCACCGGAGGCUUCUAACCCUCACAUCACGUUGGCCUUUCUGUCGUCUUCUCAGAUUCCGCGCCCUGGUAGGUGCUGCCCUUCCCUUCGGGACACGGAAGCUGCACUUUGCUUUCUGCAUUGUCAAGCAGGAGAAACGGGCACUCCCUGCGUUGUGAAUGUGUCCUGUUCCCAAAUUUCUUUUUUUUUUUUAAUUUUUUUAUUUUGAGAUGGAGUCUCACUCUGUCGCCCAGGCUGGAGUGCAGUGGCGAGAUCUCAGCUCACUGAAACUCCACCUCCUGGGUUCGAGCAAUUCUCCUGCCUCAGCCUCCCAAAUAGCUGUGACUACAGGCACCUGCUACCACGCCCAGUUAAUUUUUGGGGGGAUUUUUAGUAGAGACAGGGUUUCACCAUGUUGGCCAAGCUGAGGUCUUGAACUCCUGACCUCAAGUGAUCCUCCCACCUCAGCCUCUCAAAGUGCUGAAAUUACAGGCAUGAGCCACCAAGCCCAGCCCCGAAUUUCAUUUUAAGUCAUUUGCUCAGAACUCAGGUGGCACCUGCCCUUUGCCAAGGGGUGAGGAGCUUCCACCUCAGAGUUCAAGUCUGUCUGCAUCAGUCCCUGCGGAACCUGGGAGGAGAUCUGAAUUUUUUUUAUUGGAAAAUGCAUUCCCCGUGAGAUGAAUUUAUAAUCCUCCCUCAGCAAGUUGCUGGUAGAAAUAAAUUCCACAGUGUAUAUAAGGCACUUACCCACAGGUUCUGGCGUAAAAUAAACACCCAGUUCCUGCCCUUUCCCCUCUCCCCUCACCCACCUGAACCUCAGCCUCCUGUGUCCCUCUCCCUAGUGGCAGCUCAUAGCCUUCUGCUCCCCUGAGUCACUGCGUCUUGGCAGGGACUCCCCAGAGUGUUUCAAGACAGAGAUAGCUCUUCAGUCUCUCUUUCCCUCAGCAUGUCACAGGCCCCAGGAAUUGUGGAAACAGGCUGUUUGAGGACAUCUGUCAUUUGAGCUGUCACUCACCCCAGCAUACUGGGGCCCAUCUCAGGCCCUGCAGCCUUCAGGACGCGGUCACACAGAGGGGACAUGCUGGGCCCUUCCUGCUGCCCCUGCCUUAUCAGUGACUCCUCGUCUGGUGGGGAGGUGCCCAGUGGAACCCCCUACAUCCCAUCUAAUUCCUAAUCUGUUUCCAGCCUGUGGACAGCACAGCCUUCCCUUGAGUGUGGGGUUGGUUCCCAACAUCAGAGCAGCUCACAGGGUCUCAGAUGGCAGUCACCCGCCCGCUCAAGAACGUGACCACUUUGUGACCUGAAAGUCCGGAUCAAGGAUAGACAAUAAGCUUGGCUUCCUGAUAAGCCUGUUUAAUAUGUCCCCUCCUCUUAUCUCCAGGAGUUUUAAGUAAUAUUCAAUUAGAGUCACAACCCAGAUCCCUCUGCCCAUUUCCAGUACAUACCGCUCCUGCCCCGGCUCUGUGGAGCUAACCCAGGCCAGACUAUCCCCAGCACACACUCACCCCUGCACCAGCUCUAAGGUGUCAACCCAGGCCGGCCUGUUCCCAGCACACACUCACCCCUGUGCCAGCUCUAAGGUGUUAACCCAGGCCGGCCUGUCCCCAGCACACACUCACCCCUGCACCAGCUCUAAGGUGUUAACCCAGGCCGGCCUGUCCCCAGCACACACUCACCCCUGUGCCAGCUCUAAGGUGUUAACCCAGGCCGGCCUGUCCCCAGCACACACUCACCCCUGCACCAGCUCUAAGGUGUUAACCCAGGCCGGCCUGUCCCCAGCACACACUCACCCCUGCGCCAGCUCUAAGGUGUUAACCCAGGCUGUCCUGUCCCCAGCACAUACUCGCCCCUGCUCCAGCUCUAAGGUGCUGACCUAGGCUGGCCUGUCCCCAGCACACACACUCUCACAUCUGUUUCCUCCCUGGCUCAUGAUUCCCAGGGGGCCCCCACACCUGGAAUUUCAGUCUCACCAGUCACUCUGGUUGGGUUGUUUACCUCUCCACUGGCUUGCUUCCUGCCCUUCCCAAGGGUCCUCCCCGACCCCCCAGAGCUCAGCACGUACAAUCGCCCACUCUGGGUAUUUCAGACAAACUUCUCCUGGCAUCUGAGACCACAUUUGAUUCCAUCCAAAACACUAUCUGUGAUACCACCUGCACCACCCAACCAGCCCUCCCAGCAGGUCAAUCUCAGAAAUAUAGCCCUGCAUUUUACACUCCACUCUUGUCAUUAAAAGACCAGCAAUUGAAUGUGCUUUAUCGCGAUUCUCUUAAAUAGUCCCAGAUGGUUUUUAAGUGUUUGUCUUUCUAUAGUGAAGAGAUUGGGGGUGGGGUGUUGGGAAAACAAAGAAAUUCAGCUUGCAGUAGUCAGCUUGUGUUGUUUUAGGAGCGAAAUUCAUUCUGUGGGUGUCAGCGAAGCGUUAAAAUUCCCCCAACAGCUCCAGAGAAAUAGUUCUCCUGCUGCGGCCCACACCCCAGCUAAUGUUGUUUUCCUCCUUAGUUAAGGCAGUUGUCCUGAGCGAAGGAAGUUUUAGCACUUGCUCAAUCAUCUUUUAAAAGUUAACUCUUAAAGCAAAGUUGUCAUGAUAAACAGCUUUGCAAUUUCUUGGUCACAUACAGCAAAUGAUUCAUUUCUCAUAGUCUCAGUAGAGUCUAAGUAAUUUUCCUAAAAUUAUGUAGGAAACAGUUUUUUAAGUGAUGAAGUGAUGAACAGAACUAUUGACUCAAAAUCAUUUACCAUAAACCUCAUAAAUCAAGACUAAUCAUUCUGACUUUACAGUAAACUGUAGACAAGAAGGAACCGUCAAUUAAAUUAAUAUUCUGGAAAAGUUGGUCAGGAAUAUAAUCUGUUUAAGAAAAAAUCUUUGGCCGGGCGCGGUGGCUCACGCCUGUAAUACCAGCACUUUGCAAGGCCGAGGCGGGUGGAUCACGAGGUCAAGAGAUCAAGACCAUCCUGGUCAACAUGGUGAAACCCUGUCUCUACUAAAGAUACAAAAAAUUAGCUGGGCGUGGUGGCGCGUGCCUGUAAUCCCAGCUACUCAGGAGGCUGAGGCAGGAGAAUUGCCUGAACCCAGGAGGCAGAGGUUGCAGUGAACCGAGAUCGCGCCAUUGCACUCCAGCCUGGGUAACAAGAGCAAAACUCCGUCUCGGAGAGAAAAAAAAAAAGAAAAAAUCUUCUUAAGGAACUUCUGGAACACUUGUGGGCAAAAAUCAAACGUUCCUGAUAAAUGUUACGAAUUUGUUUGAUCUGUCCUGAAGAGCUCUGUUGGACGACCAUGCUUUCCUUGCUCAAUUGUUGGAAUCUUUAAAAAAAUCAGUUAAACAUUGUUUCUGUUUUCAAAUUUUUCCAAUUCAGAUUUUUUUUUCUGUUCAAUCUAAAUCUUUCCAACAUUAAAUAAAAUUAGGAAUAUUUUCCACUCAGGCUUAGCAUGGAAGAAGAGAGAACCCAGCAGGCAAGCUCACUGUUAGCUGACGCAGGUGAGGUGCAGGCUGAGAUAGGCGUCCAUCGAGCAUUGUCCUGUCUUUCUCUGUCUCAUCCCUUGGUUUCGAGAAAUAUGAAAAUAGAACAUUGCCCUUUUCAGAAGAGAUCGAUGGCACUGAUAAAUUUAGCCCAGUGGCUGCUGGGCACAUUUAAUUCAACGACUGUGUGGUGCCAAGGAUGGUAGAUAUGGACGUUGUUCUGUGAAGGACUCGUCCUAGACCAGCUGGCCCAGACUCCUGUGAAGCUGAGCCGGGGUCGCAGAGCAGACAGAGCCCGCCUGCCACCCAGCAGCAGGGCCUAGUGGAUCUGAGAUCCUGGCAGGUCCAAGACUGCCAUGGGGCCCUACUCCAUGGUAGUUGUGAUAAACUCAUGCUGUCAUCUAAUUCACUAACUAAAUCACUUUAGAUAUUAGAUCACUUUUUGAGAAAAUUACAUGACUCACUGUUUUUAAAAGCCUGUUUUGGAAAUGAGGAACAACCUUCUACCAGGCCAAAGCCCAUUGCACUUUGUAGAACUACAUUAUGGAACAAGCUUCAUACUUCUUUGAGGUUCCGGUAUUCUGGUGAAAAAUAAAUUCUUCUAUUUUAGCAUGAUGUGUUUCGAGCCAUAGUCAGAUAAGGAAAUAGAAAACACGCUCAUCUGAACAAAAUGAAGAAGUAGAUGAAUGGGAAAGUUUAGACCUUUAAGCAAGUCGCUUGUUACCUCAGUAUUUGGGGUACUGGAUUUUUUUAAUGCAAACGUUUUAAAAGAGAUGUUCGGGGCCGGGCACGGUGGCUCACGCCUGUAAUCCCAGCACUUUGGGAGGCCGAGGCGGGUGGAUUACGAGAGAUCAAGACCAUCCUGGUCAACAUGGUGAAACCCCAUCUCUACUAAAAAAAAAUGCAAAAAUUAGCUGGGCACGGUGGCACGUGCCUGUAAUCCCAGCUACUCAGGAGGCUGAGGCAGGGGAAUUGCCUGAACCCAGGAGGCAGAGGUUGCGGUGAGCCGAGAUCGCGCCAUUGCACUCCAGCCUGGGUAAUAAGAGCAAAACUCCGUCUCAAAAAAAAAAGAGACGCUCAUUUUGAAAUAAUGUGAGACACCACUGCAGUCACUCUUACAUUCUCAGUACACCUCUGAGACCAUCUACCACCCCACCAUCGCACGAACUCACCUUGAAUACGCACUUUAAGAGAAAACACACUUGCUGCAGUGGUUCUGGAGCUGGAGAAGGAAGAUGGAGCCAGCCCGCGGUGGGCAUCCUGCAGGGGAAGGUGUCUAAUUGUCCCUCGGUACCACAGAACAUUCCUACCUUCUUCCCUCAUGGUGGGUGUCUUAUAUUUGUUGUGGUUUCUUUGCUUUUGUCAAAGACAAGUUUCCUAAGUGUUAUCUCACUUCAUCCGCAUAGAAUCCUUGGAAAUAGAGGGCACAGGUGCGGUCAUACCAAGUGCAGACAAAGAAAAAUGCCAGUGGAGUAAAUAACAUGCCUGAGGGCUCUGGUUUGUGAAGAGCUGGUGUUGGGACCGUGACUUCCUUUUACUUAAAGCGUUUGUCCCAAGCGAAUUAGUCCAGGUCCACACAGCUCUGUCUGAAGUACUUCGGUGGAUGCAUCCAUCUGGUAUUCUCAGCCACCCCAGGAAAGAGGCAGAGGAAGGUUAUAACCAUGGUGCUGGCGGGAGGAGAGAAAAGCGCCCGGUGAUGGUGCGGCACACCCAGCAAAGUGCAUCGUUCCAGCGGGUGAAGGAGGAGAUGGUACACGCAGUGGAAUACGGUAUGAUGAAGCCAACUUCAUCUGUUUAAAGAGCAAAGCCAAGUGUGACAGAUUCAAUAAGUACAUGUCUUUUUUUUUUUUUUGCGACGGAGUUUUGCUCUUGUUACCCAGGCUGGAGUGCAAUGGCGCGAUCUUGGCUCACCGCAACCUCCGCCUCCUGGGUUCAAGCAAUUCUCCUGCCUUAGCCUCCCGAGUAGCUGGGAUUACAGGUGUGCACCACUAUAUCCAGCUAAUUUUUGCAUUUUUAGUAGAGACGGGGUUUCACCUGGUUGACCAGGAUGGUCUCAAUCUCUUGACCUCAUGAGCCACUGUGCCCGGCCAGUACAUGUCUUUAAGCUACCAAUUGAAUACUACGUGCAUUUUGUUUUUUGAUAAAUACAAAUUACUCUUCUGAAAAUUGGGAAGCGCUGAGACAGUUUUCUGCUGAAAGUUACAGAGACUGAGUUUUACCAUUGGGACUUGAGGCUUCCCAUGGCCCCCCCCUUUAACUGAGAGUAGAACUCGAUUUUGUUCUGCAAGUCACUCUCACAGCUGCAUGACUUCAUCUCAAGCAGGCUAAAUAAAGGAAUUUUUGGUAUUAUAACGGUCACUAAGCAGACAACUGACGUGUCAGCGAUUAGAAGGGGUAAGGUUUCAGGGCAAGUGUGGAAAGAUACUGCUGUAACAUGAUGUUUUACUUGGUGGCUUCAUUGUGUAGGUGGGUGGCGGGUCGGAAUGAAGCCAGGAGAUGUGGGGCGCAGGCGGGGGGACAGUCCCAGCUCCAGAGCUCUUCCCAUCCAGAAUGUCAGUCCGAUUGGGGCAAAUCCCCUGAAGUCUAUUGAAACGCCCCAUCUGCCUGUUCACAAUUCAUCUAAGCAACUCUGAAAAGAGGAUAAAACCUCCUCAGGCCAGUAUUUCUGGGACUCUGUUAUGGUUCAAAGCGGAGUGCAGCACUUUGUUUGUCCAAGUGUCCAGUGUCUGGCUACCUCUCCUCUUGAAAACGCCCCUCCGGUCCGCGGGGCACCAUGUGGUCCCCUGCCGGCGGUGCCUUCCCAGGCUGCACCUACAUGCAGCAGGACUGACUUGGCCUUCUCUUUUGAAUGAAAGACCUCCUACUAGAUACUUUUUGCUGAGAGCAAUUAGUUUCCAAAACAGCAAUUAAGAAGAGUUUUCUAGCAGUAACUGCCAGCCCCGAGUUGCCUGUUCUGACCUAUUUUGGCUGAGUGGUUCCUCUCUAAAUAGUUUGGUAAUCAGGCUGUUAGGCUGCUGGGGAGACGUCCCCCCCACAUUCCUCUAUGGUGUGUCUCCCGUCUUCCCGACCUCACCAUGCCAUUGCUACUCAUGAAAUACUGCUUAAAUAAACGCUGGGUGUUUUGAUUCUCUUCGGGUCAGUAAUAUUUUUUUCUUUCCAUGCAGCUUAAAAAAAAAAAAGUAAGAAAGGAAAUUUCCUGAUAUAAUUUUCUUCUAGAAAGAUCACAAUGCUCUUACCAUCCUCCAAAAACCAGCGUGAACAUUUUAUACUGGUCUUAAAAUAUGCAAAUAAAAUCGUGCGUCAGUACCGGGCCAUUGCACAGGACCGUGAAAGCCAUAUAUUACAGUUCAAUUACUUGAGAGUCAUUCAAAGUGGGGCAAGAACAAGAUUACUUGAUAGGUAGAAAACAUAUCCCAAAUCCCCGUAAUAUGUUUUCUGCAGUUGUUUUCCUUUGACGUAUCUGAGAUUUCCUUGCUGUUGGAAAGAGAGGAUGAGUCCUAAUGUCUCCAGCUUGUUCACCUCAACAGCGAUGAAAUCCUGCAGCCAGGAGGGCAGUCAGCCGCGGCUGCCUAGGCCCAUACACACUCAUGCCUGACUGUUGUUACUGCACUGCUGACUUCCAUGGUGCCAGGAGGUGGGGAAGGAGGUGCACUCACAGGCCCGAGAGUCCGUGGGAGGUGGGGAGAGUGAUGUGCUCACAGACACCCGGCAGCUUUUGAUUCAAAUCAUUCACAGCCACAAAGCCAAGUUCCUAAGACCAAGGGCAGUAGGAGAGAUGGGAGCGAGAUUCCAAACACCGACUCAAAGCAGCCAACACAAGAAUGUGCUAUCUUGUAUUUGCUGUCCCAGUGUUUGCCUUUCUCUGAUUCCUAGUGAGGUCAAGCACUUUUGUAGAGAUCUGCUGGCCAUUUGGAUAUUCUCUCCGUGAUCUGCCAGCUCCAGCCUUGUGCCCAUUUUUCUGCUGGGUGUCAGUGUCCAUUCGCACUUGGGAACUCUUCAUAUUCUCAGUACAGUCCUCCCUUUGGUUACUUGUCUUGCAAAGACCUUUUUGUCUCUGUGGCUUGUCUUCUCUGUCUUAAUGAUGCCCAACAAGCUGAUGCCUACAUUUUAUUGUCAUCCAAUUUAUCAAUAUUUUAUGGUUAGUGUUUUCCCAAAUUCAUUCAUUAAUUCUAAAUUUUGCAAUAGAUCUGUUGUGUUUUCUUCAUAUAAAAUCAUGUGAUCUGCAAAUAAUGAUGCUUUUACGUCUUUUUUGUCCUUAUCCUUUUUUCUUUUUUUGACUUACUAUAGUGUCUAGAAAUAGACUAGCAAUGUUGAAUCAAGAAAGGCUUAUUAGCCAAGUACACAUUAAGUAGACUUCACCAAAGUUUUGAUAUGCAUGUUGGAACCUACGUAAGCUAUUUGCAGAACCCAAGCUCACUUUUUAAAUCGUGGGAUCUCCGAAAGAGCUUUCUGGACCAUCUUUGAAUGGAAAGUGCCAUGGGAAACAAUUUUCGAAGUCCUCCUCGUCUUUAAUGAGGUUUUGGUCAGAGAUUCAACUGCAAGAGGGAUGUAAAGCAGGGAGGAAGUGACAGUGACAGUGACAGGUUCCUGCUUCUCCUGUUGCCGUGACGGACAGGGUGGCUCCCACACACAGCACCUUCUUCUACCGCAGUUUCUCCCUCUUCUCCCGUUUUGUCCUCCUGAGUUUGCCGGUUGAUGGUGGUGUGUGAUGUUCCUAAAAAAACAAGCACAGGCGGAUAGAAGAGAGAAGUUGGGCACACAGAAAUACGGCUUCCUGCAGACUUCACUGCGUUAACCUUUAAUACAGGAAUCCCCUUCUGUGUUUCUACCAUAUGUUGCCAUCCUUAAAAGUUCUACGUUGAGGCCAGGUGCGGUGGCUCACGCCUGUAAUCCUAGCACUUUGGGAGGCCGAGGCGGGUGGAUCACGAGGUCAAGAGAUCGAGACCAUCCUGGUCAACAUUAAACCCUGUCUCUACUAAAAAUACAAAAAAUUAGCUGGGCAUGGUGGCACGUGCCUGUAAUCCCAGCUACUCAGAAGGCUGAGGUGGGAGAAUUGCCUGAACCAAGGAGGUGGAGGUUGCGGUGAGCCGAGAUCGCGCCAUUGCACUCCAGCCUGGGUAGCAACAGUGAAACUCCGUCUCAAAAAAAAAAAAGUUCUAUGUUGAAAGGUGGCCAGGGAGUCCUUCCAGUAGUACCUGGCUUCCUUAGUAACCAGCUUGUCACCUAUGCAUACAUCCACAGUAUUCUCAAAUGCACACUUACUUUGAGGAAUGGUGAAGCUCACUGCUGAGCUCAGUCAAAGUCCUUCAUAACCUGAACACAUCGUGAUAUUUCUAGAAGCCCAAAUCCCCAUGAUGUAAGUCGUAUCUGAGCCAUCAAGCAGCAAGUGCUUGCGGCAUCCCAACCCCCUGAGUCCUUGCAGGCCGCCAGGCUUGCUACUGGAGAGGGUGGAGGGUGAGGGGCUGCAGCUGUGCCCACGGUCAGUCCCAUCAUGCUAAGGAGAUGUUCCUGACUGUGAAAGAAAACCACUGCUCCAGCCCUCUUUCCGACCUUGACUGAUGCCCCCUCCAGGGGUGUGGUGACCACCUGAAGGCCCCUGGCUCUGUCACUUGGAAAUGCGGCUCUUUGAACACUGCCUGCCUGGAGCUGUACCUCUCAUCAUCGGAGAAGGCCCACUACUUACUCUUCAUUAAUGAAAUCUGAGAUGCUUCCGCCUCCAUAUUCUUGGAAAACAUUAGGAGGUCUACUCCCCAUGUAGCCCCAAUGUCCUGGGACCUGGUGUCAAUUCCACAUCCCACCUGCUUCGUCCAAGCCAGGCCCUCCCAGCUGUUUGCUGUGACACUGAGAAGCAGCUUUGCUUUCUGCAAGGGGGUGUGUCCUGGUACCUCAGGGCUGCCUCUCCUCGCCCAUCCCUUCUCUAAUUCUCUUCACAGGGUGAUUUCUUGUAGCACUUUUUCUUCUCCAAACGUUGUGUAAGUUCCCUCAGAUGGCUCCUGACUGAGGUGUCCUCUGGCUACCGCCUGCUGAACCUGAGAUGGGAACAGGACCGUCCACAAGCUGCGUCCUGCUCCCACACCCCAGUCACGUACGACCUUUCCUGUCGGGACCCGACUGCCCCCUCUGCAAGUUGAACUCCUUGCCAUGUUUCUGUGCUUUUAUUCGGGGCCUUGGGCAGUCCCAUCUGUUUUGCUGUACAGUUACGAUGAUAAAUAAUAAGAGUUCCUGCCAUGUAUGACAAGUUCUUAUUACGAUCUAGGUCCCGGGCAAGGCACUUUACACGAGUGACCUCAGGUGACCUUUGCAUUAACCCUCUGAGAUAAGAACUGAUGUCAUCCUCAUCUCACAGACAGGGAAACUGAGUCUAGAAAGGCGGGGGCUGGCACUGUCCAUGCAGCCGAACUCCGGUGCUAGCCCCAUGCUCCUGCUGAGCUCGGCUGGAUGGUGGUGACCGUGCUUCCUUUGAGGGCGAGGGUCCCAUGACAGGAGCGACCUGUGUCCCAGGUGCCUGGACACAGCCUGAACACAGAGGCGUUUGAUAAAAAUGCACAACGUGAUGUGCGGUCAGUGCCUCUCUUUGGGGCUGAGUGGUGUAUGCCCUUAGGUUGGGCAGUAAAAAGGCCUUCUUGGGAGCCAUGACUCCUAGCCUAGAGAUUCAGCAGGACUGGCUCAGCUUUGUUUGUCUGUUCCUUUAUCAAGCACAGCGGAUGUGGCCCGCAUUAACCCGUUAUAAGCACCGCCACCAUCUGCAUGUCGCAAGUGCCUGCACAAGCCCUAAGGAUUCUGUCCCAGAGUCUCCCUUUAGAUUAGACCACAGAGUAGCUGUCUGCCUGCGGAGCAGAUCCAUGGCCACAUUCCAGGGAGAGUGUUCAUGCUCGUUUCUACUAAAAUCCAGCUUUCGCACCUGGGAGCUGGCUUCCGUUCCCAAGCAGAAACUCAUUCCAUUUCCUUCGUACCUAUCGUGGUCAUGGCACACUUAGUCAAGAUGUUUAUGAGCUGAACAUAUUUGCUUCUUACCAUGUGGAUUUAUAAUCUAAGCAACUUGGAAAAGCCUCCAUGCAGGAUUUUGUGGGACAGGUCAAGAAAAUUCCAGUGCUUUCUCAAGAACAAAUGUUAUGCAGCCAGGAUAUAAGAAUGCUUUUUUUAUGCAAAGCAUUUAGGAGUAUGGAGAAAUACUUGGUGUUAAAACAAAGUAAAGAUCCAAGAUUAUGUAGGAAGUGUAACCUGAGUUAUAUAGAGAGAAGUGCAAGAGAAAAGACCAGGGAGAGAUGCUGAAUGUCCCCUGCCUGGAGGAGGGCCGCUUCACCUCUCCGUCUGAUUCAGCACAGUCGGAUCCACACAGCCCGUCUUCAGUCCAGGGAGGAGGAAGAUAAGGAGCCAGGGGCCCAACUCCAGGUGACCUCAACUGUCUGUCUGUUCCUCACCUGAGCUGCUGCCCUGAUCCCUGGGCCUCUGCCCUCUGCAGAGGCUGACCCCCCAGCCUGUGUCACACUUCUCAUCCCUGGGCUUACCCUCGGCCCUCUGUGCUCAGGUGCAGGCCUUCAUGGGUCCUGUUAAUUGAUCCUGUGGCUGGGAGUCCACUGGCCUCCUCUGGAGCAGGAGCCCACUGGGGCCCCACUGCCUGCAACUGUGUCUCCAACACAGGCAACCCCUGAGUUCUCUUUGUAGCACUUCAGCGGAGGUUCCUGAAGUGGUCUGGCUGUGUCCCCACCCAAAUCUCAUCUUGAAUUGUUGCUCCCUUAAUUCCCACAUGUUUUGAGAGGGACCUGAUGGGAGGUAAUUGAAUCAUGGGGGCGGUUUCCCCCAUACUGUUCUUAUGGUAGAGUAAGUCUCACGAGAUCUGAUGGUUUUAUAAGGGGAAACCCCUUUCACUUGGCUCCUGUUCUCUUUUGCCUGCCGCCAUGUAAGACAUGCCUUUUGCCUUCUGCCAUGAUUGUGAGGCCUCCCCAGCCACAUGGAAUUGUGUCCUUUAAACCUCUUUUUCUUUAUAAAUAACCCAAAUGACCCAGUCUUGCCUAUGUCUUUAUCAGCACUGUGAAAAUGGACUAAUACAGCUCCCUUGGUGUCCAAAGUGGUGACCAAGCUGCAGUUUCUGGUCCCAAUGUGCACACUGGCUGAUCCAGACCCAUCACAUGCCAGGGCUUGGCCACCCAUCUCCAAGGUGGUGACAUUUUACUCUCAAAAUGAGGAAGAUAAAAUUCUGGGUUCAAAUUUAUAUGAUGCCUUUCUUCUAUGGAGUUUAAACUACUUCACAUACACUAUUUCAGUAUCUUCAUGCUGCGUUUGUGAAGCAGGGGUGGGAAACAGGCAGCUGAGGCACAUGCUGUUCAAAGUCUCCACGAGAUCCUGGAAGUCUGCUCCCCUGUAGUGUGCUUUGCAAAAAGAAGACUCUCGUGAGCUUGUUAGCAAUGCAGACUCAUCCAGUCUCCUGUGGACAGCCACCAUGUCACUUCUAACCACCUUCCACUCAGAGCUGACACGUGUGAAAAUAAAAACUACAAACAUUUGCCUCGAUGUAUCUUCUUGGGAGUUUUUUGAUUUUUAACUUUCUUUGGUCUCAGCUAUUUUGAACUAUUUUCUCUGCUGCUCUAGCACACUGAAGCAGGGAAUUAAUGAAGAGCAGGCCAUUUCCUCUUUUCCUGGAAAAUGUUCUGAUGGCUGUCUUUGAUAACAUGUCUGAUUGUGUCAAGCAUAACCGAUUUUUCAUGAACACUCCGGGAAUCAUAAUGGCACUGCUCUCGGAAAGUUGAAUACAAUGGUGCUUUUCAUGAAAAUAGAUGAAUUUUUAAGAAAUGGGAAGUGAAUAUCAAAAUGAAGUUGAACAAGUAGGUUUUUAUAGGGUCCAUAAAACAAAAUGCAUCUCAGAAGAGGCCUGGGAAGUGGGGUAACAAUAGCUGCCAUUUGAGGAGGGCUCCUGCACACUGCCCAGGGCUGGGCCUGCUUUCUGAUCCCUGCCACGACCUGGCCUCAUUUUAUCUGUAAAGGACUAUGUCGUGGAGAAAAGAGUUAAACAUACCAUUGUUCUCUUUCCUGGGGAAAAGGGGUCCCUUUUUUUCUGCAUCAGGGUUUGCUGGAGGAAUAUCGGAGGCAGGACAUGGACCUCAGGGGUGGCAAGCGGCUUAUCUGGGAGCUUCCUUCCCGAAGAUGUUUGAAUGUAUUAUUCACAGAGCCUUGGCCCCAGAGCCUUCUUCCUGAAGCUUUGGCUGGUCAGCAGCAAAGCUGUUUGGAAGCCUCCAGCAGAGGCAGUUCGUCCUCUGCUCCCUCUGAAGCAGUUCAUGGGAAGAGUCAUUGCAUUCUCUAGCAUUCACUCCACAGCAUCCAUUCCCAGGCGGCCUGGGUUACCUCUGUGUUCCUUCAUGGGGCGCGCACACCGGUUCCUAUACAGGUUACAUCAGAAGUUCCCAGGUGCUGCUCUGGGUGCCGCACUGGUUAGCAGUGCCAUUUUCAGUGUUCCCAGGAUCAAUGAGGGGAAAUAAGGAAAAGAGGCUACACUUGUGUGUGGGUGCUGCUGCUGUUUUGUACACACAGGAUGUAUAAUAUAUGCUCAGUGCAUUAGAUCCCUAAGCCUGUCGGGCAGUGACAGAUGCAGUCCUGUCACUCUGAAUCCGAAGUUCUGGAGUGGGGUACGGGCGCCAGAAGUUUCAGAAACACCCGGCAAGAUGCUGAUCACCAGCUGAGUUUGGAAACCGCUUGCCGGGUUCAGAGCCCAAUCUUUUCCCGUGCAGUCACUGCUCGGUCUUAACAGAAUAUUCUGUUGAGAACACUGUACCCUGUAUGAAAGACACUGGACCCUGUUGUUUGUGAUCAUAAACGUAAGAUUUAAAAUGGGUUGUCCUAACCAGUAAGUGCCAGCGAGGACUCAACAGCUGACGGACAGGGGAGUCCAGAGUGAUGGGCGCAGGAAGUGGUCCAGCAGCAUCUGCCAGGGCUGGAAGCUGUUGCCAGGCUCGAGCCAGAGCAGCAUGGGCAGGGAGCCCCGAUAGGGAGUGGAAGUGAGAUUGGACCAGCGUUGAGGGCGGAUGUGCUGGUAGUGGGGUCAGAGAGGGUUGCCUUGGAAUUCACAAAGCAUGGUCCAUGGUCAGUCCAGGGACUCUUGAAGGCUUAGGCUCAUGUCCCCGCUUAGCCACACUCUUGCUAUCCAGAAGUUCCUACUCCACUGCUGACCGAAAGUAGCCUCCGACACGGUGCUGGAGGCUCUACGCAUCUGAAGUCUGCCUGUCCCAGGGAAGUCCCUGCAGCAGGUUCUGCUGUGUGUGCCUGUGUCCCCAAGACAUUUCUCAGGACGGCUUUGGGAAAAGCAAACACUUUUUAACUGUCAAAAAUAAAGAGAGCAUGGAUACUUGUGAAGAUUACAUGUAGCCCACUAAGUGAGCACGCUUCAAAAGUAAACAGCACGGUACCAAAAUCUUGAAGUUCCUGCUCCUGGUGCUUUGUGGGUUAAGGAGGCUGCGUGCAGCUCACUGGGAUCCUAAGCUGAUCUGCAAACUCGAUCUUUUCGUGAUCCCUUGUUGAGUCAGUUUUAUGUGCAUUUUAUUAGAUUCUAUAAAUACUUCACUAGUUGAUUCUAAUAUUUAGAAAAAUAAUGUCUUCCAUUGAUUUAAAAGAGGACUUCUGUUAAGACUGAGCGGUGACUGCAUGGGAAGAGAUUGGGCUCUGAACCCUAGCAAGGCUCUGAUGGUGACUGUCACCAUGAGCUGGCAAAAAGAGCAAAAACGCAAUGAAAAUGGUGAGAGAGAGACAGGCACAGUUACUGAGUCAUGUGGCCAACUCUUAAAACUAGGGGAAAAGACACGGAAAACGUUGUGGGGCUGGGGGGGGCGUAAAAUGCUCCCCCUGAAGAGCACUGAGGCUCCAGGGAGCCCUCUGAACCCAGAUAAUUCUACUAGAGCAGGAGGGAGCUGGCCUGGGCCUUCCCAGUUAGCACUGGCUGCAAACACUGUCCCUCUGCUGAGAAGCUAAACCCGGGACCCCAGGGAUGGUUUAUCUGGAAGAUUAGGGGAGCCAAGGCAAUCCAGCCAUCUCCGCAGCUGGGAAAAGGAGUGAUUGUUUUUUUGAGCUGCUAGCCUGGAUCUGCAGGGGGAAAGAAUGCCUUGUUUCUGUCCCCUGAAGACACAAGCUGAAAAAAUGUCUGGCUGCUCUUCCCCGCCCUCCCAGGUUCGCUCCCACAGCCAAGACCGCCUGGCUGCUGCCCUGAAGCUGGAGGUCACAGGCAUGUGUAAUAAGAAGCUCGGGGUUUUGUUUGGGGCUUUGUUUUGUUUUCUUAAGUAUCUGCAGGACAAUGUUUGGAAGAGCCAUAUGCCCCAUAAAAGGAAGAAAGUGGUACUCUGGGAUUGUAAUCAGGGACUGUGGCUGGCAGUUACGCCUCUGCCUUCAGUACUGCAGGCCCAGGCCUUCCGCGGACGGUCCCUAACAUCCUUACUGGAGACCAUGGGGCCAGUUCUUUCAGAAAGUUUUUUCAAGUUAUCAUCUUGUAAGAACAGAGAUGAACCUCAGAGAUGAAGAGAGUGAUGGAGCGCAGAGAAAAUUCAGUUACUUGAUGCUAAAUGGGCCAAACGGGCGGAUUUCUUUUACCUUUUAUGCAGAAAACCAUCAUUUAGUGAAAAAGGACUGAAUUCUGAUAGACGGCAGGUGUGGGAGGGGCAGCAGGUCAUCGCAGCAGCACCACGAUGAGGUUCCCGGAUGGAGGAGGGUCAGCGGUGCUUGCAUAUUACCUAGGGAAGUUACCUAGAAUCUCUGUAGCGUCCACUUUUCAUGGGAGGAAUAUCAUGGGAACUGGGGUCCCUGACCCCAGAUGCCUGAUUGGUCAGUCUCAAAUGAGUUUAAUGCCUCUGAUCCAAUUGUGAGGACCUAGCCAGAGAGAGUGCCCGUCAGCCUCGGCUCCCAGUGGCACAGCCUCUUUCUCUACAAGCCUCAGAUUUAGGGGAAAAAACAAAACAAAAACAGAGUCAAAAGUAGGUCUUCUUUAAUCCAAGACUGGGAUCUCCCAGAAUCAAUCAUCUUGCCCAACUUCUCCAGUUCUGGAAAUCUGAUCUUUGAACCUGGUGUCCUCAAUCUUACCACAAUACCUGGGACCGUAAUAGAUGCUCAGUAAACUUGGUGGGAGGAGAAUCAGUGAAGGAAGCAAAGUAGAGGUGCUGGGUCCUGAGGAGUCGCUGGUCUGGACCAUCCAAAUGAUGGCAGUCUGUGGCACUUGAGAAGCAUUCCAGAAACGCAACAGUGGCACUCAAUGAAGCUGUAUAAACUCAUAAAGUAUCCUGGAACUAACCCGGUAUCGAACAGUAACGCUAUUUACACUGAUUGGAAGAAGGUUCAUGCUGGUGGUUUAUGGUGUUGUCAGCAUGGCUUGAAUCCUUGAGAGUGGGUGACAAGUAGAGUGGAUAAUAAAUGGGCCCCCUGGUUCGCAGAGCCUGAGAACCUCUGUUCCGAUGGUGCCCCUGCAGCCCGCUCUAAGAGGACAAUUUACUGUAGCCUCAGAUACGGCCACAGCCCUCAUCGAAGCUGGAUACAAAUACAGCAAAUCCACCUUUGCAAAGACUUCAUUCUAAAGAUGGAAAAGAAAGAUAAAGGGAAAGGAUGAGAAGAUUUGAGAGGGUGAAAGUGUGAAAAAAAAUGUUUAAGGUUCAUCCCCUCUGAAGGGUGCUUCUCCCAGCCCAGGGACAGGAGGGUCCAGUCCUUCAGGACUGCUGCAGAAGAAAGGAGAGCAGCCCUGUAGCUCAUGAAGGCAUCACGAGGCACGAAGAACUGCACAGGGACAGAGAGUCUUUAAAAGGUCUCAAGGUCCCUCUGUGUCUUUGGCUGUUAAGUUGCCCAAGAGCAAACCCCAGCUUCUCACUGGCUCUCGGCUCGGCAGGUGUGUGUGACCCACGGGUCCUCUCAGCAUGUUUUCAGCCUUGCCAUUGUGGGGACUUCAGAGGACUCUGCUCCUUUCUGACUUGUGUUUGGGCGUCUGUGAGUUGCUACCAACAGGAGGAGGAGGAUCGUCUAUUAAGGGAAAAGAUUUCAGUGACCUGGCAGAAGGGAGCGUCAUCGGUGUUUGACUGUUUAUGGUAUGUCAGGGAGCUGGUUCCUGGCAGUGGCUUCCCCGGGGCUGGGGAGGGGUGUGCUGGGGUGACAGGAAGACUGAAUCACGACAGAGAAGGGAAAGAAGCCCGCCCUCCACUUCUGGCAUUCACUGAGAGGGGCCGUGGCAAGCGCUGCCUUCGCAUCGGAACCCCAUUUUAAAACACGUCCAAGCGCGUGGCAUGAGUGGGGCGAGGGGCUUCUCUCGGGUGGAGUGUCAGACCCACACCGCUCUGCACAAACUCUGUGUUCCCUGCCGUCUCUCAUGAUUCCACCCAUAGCCAGGAAUUCCAGCUGCUGGGCGUCCAUCCCUAUGGAGCCAUGACUAAGUGUGGCUGUGGGGCUCCCUGAUGAGCAUCAGGUUAGGGGAACAAUGUCUACAAAGUCUGUGGCUGAUUAGAUGUUACGGAUUUGCUGUUCAGGGCUGCUGGCUUCUGCCACCGGCUUGUCUUCUCCCAAGGGCCAGCGGCCUGCCUGUUGGCUCUUAGAUCUUUAGCACUUAGCAGACUCUCAGAAGUGUUUUCUGGAGGACGUUCCAUGGGGAGGGUCCACUGCACUGAUGAAAACAACUCCACUUUCAGAGGAGCAGAGCGGGAGCCUCAGGUGUGCGUAACGGGACACCGGAUCUCGAGGCGCCAGCCUGAGUUGCUGUGUCAGGACUGGCUCUUCACUUCUCCAUCUGGAGGUGUUUCUGCUUUAUCAGUUGCUCCCUGUUUCCAGCUCCAUCUCGCUGCCAGAGGGCCGAUGUUUCCUGGCUUUUGUCGCACUGUGGCACAGAGUCUGUUUUGAAAGGACAGGAGCAUAAUAAAAGCGGAUACGAAAGCAGGGCCCCAUGACAUCACGGAGAAUAUGGGAGGAAGUUCACGCUUAUGGAUGUUUAUCAUCUCAGCAUGUUAGUUGUUUGCAAUAUGAUAAGAGUACUUUUGAUACACAGGGGACUGCAGGCCUUGUUGCUUAGACAGGACUUAGGAAUUUUUAUCUUAAGCUCAUAGUGACAAACAGAGAAUGGGGUUCUUGGCCUGGAUCCCAAGUGACCUUGGCUUAUUGGUUGACUCUGGGUACAAGGUUCAGCAUAGUUGAGCCAUUUAAAUUGUGCCUAUGCCAGCUACUCACUGAAUUUUUAAAAAGAAAGAGAAUAAAGAAAGCUAAGAAUUCAACACAGUAGAGAUGAAUUAACCUACUAAAUUUUUCCUUUCAAAAUCUUACUUCAGAGAAAUUGAUAGUACAUAGAACUUAGCAUUAAAUUAAGACCUCUUUAACGUUAAUUCUGUAAGCCGUAUAGGGUCAGCAUUAUCUGCAUGCUAACUGAAUGAGAAUUCUAAGGCUGAGCACAGUGACUCAUGCCUGUAAUCCCAGAACUUUGGGAGGCUGAGGCAGGUGGAUCACAUGGUCAGGAGUUCGAAACCAGUCUGACCAACAUGGUGAAACUCCAUCUCUACUAAAACUACAAAAGAAAAUUAGCCAGGUGUGGUGGCAUGUGCCUGUAAUCCUAGCUACUCAGGAGGCUGAGACAGGAGAAUCGCUUGAAUCCAGGAGUCGGAGGUUACAGUGAGCAGAGACCACGCCACUGCACUCCAACCUGGGCAACAGAGCAAGACUCCAUCUCAAAAAAAAAAAAAAGAGAGAGAGAGAGAAUCCUAAAACAUGCAAGUAUCUCCAUACACAGCAACCUCCUUGAACAAUGCCAGUGUUGACACCUUCCGUUCUCUAGGUCUCAUCACGAGAUGGGAUACAGCAGCAUCUUCCUCCACUAGGGGAAGACGAUAAACUCAGGUUAAGAACAUGGCCCACGGAUGCUGGGUACUUCCUGCUGGGGGCCGGGCAUGUCCUCAGCUCUUCCCAUGGGUUAAAAUCUCCUUAUAUUCUAACAGCAACCCCAGGAGGUAGAAACAGUAGGUUCUACCCAUUUUUUAAAUGAGGACACUGCAGGGCACGUGGGGUGAGCAUUCCUCACAGGACCACCUCCCCAAAACGCCAGGCUGGAGCCCCGGCAUCCUUGGUCCAAAGCAAAUCAAGUUCCUCCCUAACACAGUGCCAUUCAGAGCAAGCCAAAUCCGCUGCACUGGAGACCCGCACACCCAGCUGGAAGCUUGGGGUAAGGGAAAGGCACCAGACAGGAUUAUGGCACUCUGGAGCCCAGGAAGAACCCAUCUUCUUGCAAACACUCCAGAUUAAGCAUUAAAACGAUAGAAAAAUAACUGUCUUCAUGCACUAGUAUAGGAGAGUAGGGCAGAACUGGCUCCUAAAAGUCCACACUCAGGACAAACACUCUAAAAAUAGUGCUCAAACCUAAAAAUGUGUUCAUGCUAAUUCCAAAUAAGCCUCAUCAACAGAAGUUAGCAUCCAAAAGUUGGUCUAACCUAGUCCACAUGCAGUCUUCGGAGGCUUAUACUGCAGUGACUGUCUGUGUGGUCUCCGUGCAUCAAACACAAGAAUCAAAAGCCCAAUGGCCUUCUGAGGGGCAGAGAGGAAUUGGAUUAAAAAUCCACUGUUGGAAUUUCCAGGUGGAUAAUCCACUCCUAAAUAACGGCGUGCUGCCUGUACCCAUCUGUACGCAAUGGGCGCUCCUCUGCUGGCCCCAGGAACAGGCGUCUGCUGUGACUUAGAGCAGAUUGUAUGCACAGACAUUCUUCCAGGCAAAUAAAAAACUACUGAGUGUGAGUUCACAGCAAAGGCAUCCUCAAUCCCUGCUGAGGUGGGAAGGCAAAGGUAUACGCCAUCUGAAAGCUGGCAGGUGUGAUUCAAUUUUCAGCGUACCUCCAGGAGAAAGGGCAGGGCAGAAAUUCAGAAAUUCUAAUCCAGAAGCCAGACCAGCAAGGAGAUAAAAUGGCUGUCGCGUGGGUGUGGUGUUGCCCAUGGCCUCAAAACCCCUGGGACUUUGAUGGUCAAGUUUGCAAAGGUAAAGCUGAGGCACCUGAGGCCGAGCCUGCCCGGGCGGCUCAGUGCCGCUCUCUGCGUGCCAAAGCAAACGGGGACCUUCCUUGCCUAGACCAGUCUUCAUCAGCCAGAACAGAAAUCUUAUUGUAUUCUGAAAAAGGAUUGCUGGAUCUCUUUCAUUCCAUGCUUUUCAGAUUUUUUUUUCUCCCAAAUUUAGCACAGAAAGCAGAUUUUGGACAGAACUCUUAAACCGAACAUACUUCCUUCUGGAAUAAAUAGCUUCAAGAGAUGGAUCCACUUUGUUUCUUACAAACGGUGCUAAUGUUUACCUUAGACCUAUAUGCCAACACUAACAACACACACAUUUUCAUUCACUGCCAAAGGAUACCAAGAACUGGCAUGCCGUAUAAAUAAUUAAAAUUUAGUGUGGAUAACGUGUGAGGUAAUCCUUACAUUAGAUGAUGUCUCGGUGGACUGUCUCUCCCUAACUGAACAGAACAAAAAAACAUAGCUCAUAAAUAUGUAAGGGCAUUUAUUUGAAAUGUAGCACAUGAAACGCUUUACUAUGUGUGCGCUUGUAAGCCUGAACACUCACUUCUAGUCAUGAUUCCAUUGGUGGCCUCUUGAACAAGUGUUAAAAGCUGCUUGUCACUUGCUCUUCUCAACACGGAGACUGAACAAAAUCCCUAAGGCUAUUAAAAGGAUGACAUGAUGACAAAUAGCCUUCAUAAAAGAUCAUCUUUCAUGUGGCCCGUGCUCUUACUAGUUAUUUGGUGAGAACAUUGACAUUUAAGUGAGUAGUAAAUGAGAGGAUAUUGAAGUAGGCUGUUUGUUACAGCGCCUCUCCUCUAACUCGUACUUGCCAAUAGGCCAUUGGAGCAGAAGAGAAUGAUGUCAGCGUGGAAUGGAAGUCAUGUUAGUUCAUGGAUGACGUUUUUCCCAGCAUGAUGUUUGCACCUCUGAGGAACAGGGUAGCUGAAGGGGAAGUAAAUGAAUACGUGUCAGCACAGCAAACUGUCAGGGAACAGAACUCUUCACAAGACCCCAAGGCCCCAGUGUUCUCUCUCCUGCCUCACAGAGGUGCACCCUCUGCUUAGAAGGGCUUUCUGCACGGUUCCUUCAUUAUGUGGUCAUCCUGUCCUUGCUCUUUUUAAUGUGACAGUCUGAGCACUUCCUUACACUGCCUUCUAUGAAACGAUGCUGUCACUUUUCUUUAAGAUAAAGUGCUUUACUGACUGCAGUAUUUCUUUAUUUGGGAAGUUAACACGCCUAUUAAACUGUGCUAUUAUUUUUAUUAGGGUUGUUACCAUUUUAUUAAGGCCCUACUUACAAAGUUGUGUCGGUAUUGAGCGGUCUGCCUGGCUCUCUUUUUCCCAUGGAGCUUGUUGGUUUGCUGUGUGGUAUUGCAGAGUGUGAGGAUUUUUCAGAAACUGUCAUAUGCUGUGUCACAGCAGAAAUGCCUGUUCCUAAAAAGAGUGGGUGGGAGGAGAUGUGAAUCAAUAUGAUUUGACUUUCUUCUUCCCAAGGUGAGUGGCUAGUGUGUUUGAGUGGGUCUCGGCUGCACUGAGAGGGAAGGGGAGGGUGUGGAGGACGUUCCAAGCUGAAGGAACGGUGUGUACAAAAGCAACUUCUUUGUGGAGGAUGGAGCCCCAGAGGUGUUCACGCUCGAUGCAUUGAAAAUCCUCACAUUCCAUCAGUGUGUAAAAUGUGUGAUUAAGCAUUCAGCUGUAGUUGAAAGGAAGAGACUUUGAAAGUGGAGAGAACAGUGAAUGCAGGGGAGCAGGACCCCUGUCAGUGGGCCUCAGGAGAAGCAAAGCUGGCUGGUCCUGGGAAGCACUGGGGUGGAGAAAUCAGAGGUCAUCAGAUGCUGGCUCCACACCCUCACCUUCCCUGUCGGUGCAGCUGAGACCCACUCAAACACACCAGCCACUCACCUUGGGAAGAAGAAAGUCAAACUCACAUUGAGUUUGACUUUCCCACCCAUUCUUCUUAACCCGAUGUGGACUCUCAACUAAAGGGUUAAUAUCAGAAGCACCCACCUAGCUAAGUACCCACCUUGCCAGUCAUCAGUGGUUGACGAAGACAUGAAGGGUGGCAAUUUAUAUUAAGUGUGGAGAAGGACAGGGGACAAGGGAAGGUGGUUUCUGGCAGUUGGCCCAUCGACAGACGCCCUGCUGCUGUGAGGGACAGAAGUCCCGUGAUGCAGAUAGCAACACCCAGGCCCCCAUCUUGUUCCAUCUCAGCUGUGCCUGUGCAGGGGAACCUGAGCACAGGGGACCACCUUCUGCAAGGUAGCUGGGUACGUGUUGGUUCUCAGGAUAGUGCUGGCUGUGUGUCCACUUCACGAUGACAUCAAGAAGAUGGGCUUUGAGAUGCUGUCUGCCCCCAGCUCCAGGGUGCUGCUGACACAUCCAGUACCCUGGGCUGCCUCUGUCACCCUCACAACCUGGGGGCCAGGGGCCAGGAGUGCAGGCCAGUGAGAGGCGAUUUUGGAAAUGCGGAGCUUCUUGAGGGUUGGUGGGGACCUGAAGGAGCAGCCUCAAAAUACUUGAAAGAGAACUCUCUCUCACUUGAGGCUUUUGAGGAGUUGUUUCAGCUGUAACUCAAAGCCUUGGGAAUCCCAGGCAGGAAGUCGUGUAAGAUUAACUUUCGGAAUCAAGUGAGUAAGACCCUAUUCCAAGGAGAGUUUAGCCAUGAAUUCGUAAAUGUAUCUAAAUUGCAAUGAAAAUAAAUCUCAGCAGUCUUAGCCAUUGAUCUGUGGUAGCCAUAGACAAUAUAAGGGGCAGUGGCUAUGACGGGGUGAUGGAACAGAUUUCGGGAAGUAACUCGGAGUGACAAGUCAGGGACACCAGAACUCUAAUGGCCAAGACAUUCGAAGACAGGCAAGGAAACCUUCAAAUGCAGGUAACUCCUACUUCAACGGGACACCCUCCAGUGCUCCGAGACGGAAAUUGCCUGCCUUUCAGUGCCCCAUUCUGCGGCUCCAGCGCCCUGCUAUAUGCCCACUAAGAAGGCUGCUUGUCACAUGUGCUGCCCACAGUCCUGCUCACCUGACGACGGCCCCACGCCCAUGUUCACACCCUGGGUGUUUGCUGCGUAGGUUCCAGGCUUCUAGUCCAGAUGACUCAAGAUGAGGCACCCUGAGUCUCCAGCCAGCACCUAAAAAAGCCACCAAACAAAUGAGGGCGCAGGUCCUCCCAGGUGAAGGCCAGGGUGCUCUGUAGACCAACGGGAGUCCAUGAAGGAACAGGGAGGGCAGGCUCUGGACAGAACCUCAUCCCCUGCGCUCAUCAUGGCUCAUUGCCAAGUACGAACACCUGGGUACAUGCCUCUGCCUGCCAGACCCUAGUACACACCUGCCUUCCUCACUGGUGAGGAGGCCCAGCUCAGUGCUGCCUUUUGCCUCUAGAAAUGCAUUGAGUGUGAACUGUGACGAUGUGGCCAGGGCAGAGGCUGUGUGUCAGGAAAUGCCAAGCCCCCUUUCCUCACUCCGGCAGAUGGCCCACCUGUCCUCACCUGAGGCCAGGCCCACCCACGCUCUGAGAUCAUCUCUUGCCCAGGACGACGUAUUUCCAAAAUAUCGUUGGCUCGGACUGCAUUGGCUGGGCCUCAGCUCUCAUUCACGUGUCGGGAGCUCCAGGCCGGGGAGCCAGGUACUGGUGACCCUUCAGCUCAGAAGGCUUGAGGAGCUGAAUCACAUCCCCAAACCCUCACAUCCUCCCUUUGUGCAGAUGCUAUGGCUCCGCAGGACUGGUCACUUCUCUGCCUGGACUCUGCCCCUUGUCUUGCCCUUUGCCACGUCAUUCAUGCUCCAGGUCGGGCCCUCACACCUGCUCUUCAGCUUCCUGGGUUCUCAGCAGUCCCCACCUGGGGCCCCGCCUGCCUUAAACGUCUCAGGAUGACGGAUGCCAGUGGGAUGUGCCUUGGCCUUUGGCACCACACAUUGCAUGCCCUGGCAGUCACAUUCCUGAUUUGUUUCUGGAGCCAGUCCUGCCCACCAGGACCCAAGCCCCAGCACUAAAGUGUGGCUGUCAGAGAUGGCCCUGCCAACCACACUGUGUGUGGAAAACACCCCAGACAUGGAGCUGCCUGAGCGGAGAUGGAAGGUGGCCCAGUUGGCCGGUCACUGCUCAUUAAGAGGCAUAGGUGUGCAGGCAUGAAAACACGCGGCUUGCUGCCGAUGACUCAGGGGAGGCACCGAACGUCAUGCCUCCCGGUUAUGUCUUGCCGCCGUGUUGAACCAGGAGGGGAGUGACCCCAUUCCUCAGGUAUUUGCCUGGGAGACAGUGAAGGAACGUUCCAGACAGGAAGGCCGGCUGGCUUCCCAAACAGUGUCUAGCCCAUCUCUUGCUGAACUACUGCCAUUUCUUCCUGGGUCUCCUGUUCCAAGUACACAGCCUGAGCUCCUCCUUCCGUCUCUGAGUCUCCCAGUUCCAUGAGGACAGGCAUGGAUGCAGUCAUGGCUGCUGGAACUCCGAAACAUUUUCAGUUCCUAUAGUCCUGUGGUUUUGAAUUGGCACAGGAAUGCUGGCUGCCAGUUUCAGAACAGGAAAAAGAGGAGCUCUAGCAGGAUACUUUGAAUUUUUUUUUUUCUUUUUUUUUUUUGAGAUGGAGUUUCGCUCUUGUUACCCAGGCUGGAGUGCAAUGGCACGAUCUCGGCUCACCGCAACCUCCACCUCCUGGGAUCAGGCAAUUCUCCUGCCUCAGCCUCCCGAGUAGCUGGGAUUACAGGCAGGAGCCACCAUGCCCAGCUAAGUUUUUGUAUUUUUAGUAGAGACGGGGUUUCACCAUGUUGACCGGGAUGGUCUCGAUCUCUUGACCUCGUGAUCCACCCGCCUCGGCCUCCCAAAGUGCUGGGAUUAUAGGCUUGAGCCACCACUCCCGGCCUGAAUUUUUUUUAAAAAGUGAAAGAACUACAUUUUUUUUAGCACUUUGAUGGAUUAGAAGGUCAGCCACUGGCACUCCAGAAAAGCCCAUGGGACUUAUGUAUUGGAUGUUGGGGGAGCACCCCGGCCUUCAGCCUUUCACCAUCUUUAGCUGGUGACUAUUUCAAGACCAUUCUGUAGAGGGAACACAUUUAUUUAGGAUGCCCUUGAAACACUUAAACAAAGGAAGCUGAACGGGGCGGCUUUCCUGCACUUCCUCUUCCAUAUACCUUGCCCUGCUAAUACCAUGUUGGAAUUAUUUCCUUAAUUUCUAAAGCUGCAUGUGCGGAAAUGGCUUAUAUUUCCUGUUUUGAUAAACUAAUAGAACUUUACUGGGAGCCUUGUUCCCGAGUUGGCUUUCUUCUCUUUUGGCCUCUUUUCUGAUUAAAAUAAUAAUUCUAAAAGCCCAGCUUGACUGGAAUGGUGUCAAAGACGAAGACUUGUAUAGAUUUUUUUGCCUUGAAAUGAUAACGUUUUAACUUUUUAAAAGAUGAUAACUUUUUUUUGUUGUUUUUGAGACGGAGUUUCACUCUUGUUACCCAGGCUGGAGUGCAAUGGCGCGAUCUCGGCUCACCGCAACCUUCGCCUCCUGGAUUCAGGCAGUUCUCCUGCCUCAGCCUCCUGAAAAUGAUAACUUUUUAACAGUAGGCGGUGUUGAUCUUGUGUGUCACUUAGCAUGGGUUAUUCAGUGUUCCUCUGUGGAGGGAAUUUGGUUAGAUGCUGGGCCCAAUCCAAUUGUCACAUAUGUGUAAAUUCCCUUCAGAGGAUGGCUCCUGUUGGCUGGAGGUAAAUUGGCUUAAAAAGACUUCCUUGGACAAGAAGUUUCUUGGAACAUGUAGAGGACAAAAUAUUCUUUGUUUUGGGACAGAUGAGUUUUGUUCUUGAAAUAACUCAGUUACUACUCAUUUUCUAUGUGCAAGUUGAGAACGAUGGCCGGCAGCUUUUUUCAUUCAUCUACAUGGCACCCACUUUAAACGAUAGUUACAUCUGCAGAGGGCUGGGUGCGUUUCCCAUGGUUAGUUCCCCUGCUGUACAUGGAUGAUUUGCAGUAGUAGUAGAGAAAUAGCUAGUCACAAAGAGUUUAAGUCGUUUAUGCAUUUGAUUUUCUGGCACUCAGGUCGUCAUUUAAACCUAUUUUUUAGUGCCUUAAAUAUAAGUACCAAUCUGCCAUGGAGAUAAGUGACACUGGUCAGUUUUCUCCAUGUUUUGAGACAGGGCCAUUCCUCAUACACCUACCGAGGAGGACACCCUUUUCCCUGGCGGCAAAGGACUUUCGCUCCGCCUGGUGGCACAGGAUCCUAGUGAAGGCAACACGAUACUCUGUUCUCACUGUCAUUGGGUCGCUCACAGAAUAGGCAGGGCAGCAACCGGGGGACCGGAUGUCCUCUUAAUCCUGCAGCUGCCACUCUUGAUCUUUGCUCUGACUCCAUUGACUCCCAUUGAUAAAUGCCAGAGCCUCUGCUGGCAGCCAGAGAGCCAGUGUCUCCAAGCCCGAAAUUCUCUACUUGAUCCCUAUAGGAGCCUGGCCCAGUAACUGGAACCUGGUUCUCCUUACAGGGUUCCGUGGCUUUUGUUCUUCUAGAGGUAGAAGACUCACCAAGGAAUCUAGAUUGUGGACUAGAGUGAUUUGACGUCUAGGAUAAAUCUGUGCAUGCAGAGGGAUUUUCAUGGCUUUUUUUUUUUUAAAGACACAGUCUCACUUCGUCACCCAGGCUGGAGUGCAGUGGUGCAGUCUACACUCACUGAAACCUCCACUUUCUGGGUUGAAGCAAUUGUUGUGUUUCAGCCUCCUGAGUAGCUGGAAUUACAGGUGUGAGCCACCAUGUCCAGCUAAUUCUUGCAUUUUUAGUAGAGAUAUUUGCCAUGUUGGCCAGGCUGGUCUUGAAGUCCUGACCUCAAGUGAUCCUGCACCUGUGCCUCCCAAAGUGCUAGGCUUACAGGCAUGAGCCACCACACCCAGCCCAAUUUUCAUAUCUUUCUAAAUGUAAUGAUGCCAAGAUUUAAAUAAGACUCCAAGGAAAAGAAUUCCCAUAUAGGAAAUCAACCAGUAAAUCCCCCACUCAAAGACUCCCAUUCUGCACCUGGAAAAAAUGUCUGUUGCAUUCCAGUUGAGUAGAAUGUAAUCUCAGCCUUCUGGAAAACACAUCUUAUGCCUUUGCAUAUACUGCCAACUAGCUUCUAAACAUUUCUGAUUCCUAUAAUUUUGAAUUGGCACAGCAAUGCUGGCUUCCAGUUUCAGAACAGGAAAAAGAAGUGUUCUGGAAGGAUACUUUGAAUUAAAAAGAGAGAGAGAGAGAGAGAGCAAAAGAGAGAACUACAAUUUUUCUAGCACUUUGAUGGAUUGGAAGCUCAGCCACUGAGUCCUCAGGGCUCACAGCUUCCCCAGAUGCAGCACAGGUCACAGAGGUCAAAGCACUGUCCAAGGGCCAUCACUUUUCUAGAACAGAUAUGCUAGGGGUCCACUGAGUCAUGGAACACGCUGAACCUGUAACAAAUCCUACCUUCUGUAGCGCCCAGGGUGAUGGUUCAGUGGUUCCCAGCUUUCUCGCUAUCUCUAGACCAAGCCUGUUUUCACAAUGCCAGUCCAAGGUAAGACUUCGCAAACUUCAAUGUGCUAACCUGGAAGUCAGGCUGGAAAGCAGCUUCUGCUCCAAGGAAGGUGGGGUGGGGCCUGCAUUCCUCACCAGCUCCAGGGUGAUGCCGAUGGGGCCUGUCCACACAGCACGCUUGCCAAGGCGGAGGCCAGCUGGGAGUGUGGACAGCACGCUUGCCAAGGCAGAGGCCAGCUGGGAGAGCAGCUGCCCUUGAGACAAGCACUCACGACCUCUUUGACUUUGCGUCUGAGUCUCUGCCUCUGGUCAGUGUUCCUCUCCCUUUUAUUCUCUCCCAUUUUAUUUGAGGUACAACUGCCAGGUAAAUCUUCCUCAAAGUCUCUGUCCAGUGUCUUCUCCACCACCUGCUCUCUCUCGUUUCUUUCUUUCUUUUUUUUUUUUUUUUUUUUUGAGAUGGUGCCUCACUCUGUCUCGCUCUGUUGCCCAGUCUGGCAUGCAGUGGCAUGAUCUUGGCUCACUGCAACCUCCACCUCACAUGCUCAAGCCAUUUUCCCACCCCAGCCUUCCAAGCAGCUGGGAACACAGGUGUACACCACCACACCCAGUUAUUUUAUUUAUUUUAUUUUUGGUACAGACAGGAAUCCACCUUGGUGCCCAGGCUGGUCUUGAACCCCUGAGCUCAAGCAAUCCGACUGCCUUGGUCUCCCAAAGUGCUAUGAUUACAGCUGUGAGCCCCCACACCCAGCCUUCUCUCCUGCUUCUUUGUCCCUGUGGCUUUCUCUACCCUGCUCCUCCCUUGCCAGCUUGGGUUUUGUCCCUGUGAACUGGUACAAGAAUGACCCAUCCUCAUCUCUUCCUUGCAGCCCAAAGACGUUCAUGUCCACCGUGCUUCUUAGGUUUAAGCUGCUUUGGAUUCUCUUAUUUCUGAAAAUGUAUAAUUCACAUUUCUUUUUCAGAACUAUUUCUAUUGCUUCCACAACACUAACAAUGUCAAGAGCUACAAUAUCAAACUUAGAAGCCCCUUCCCUUUGUCCACAGUGCCUCUGCCAGCUUCUUUAAUUCCCCUACCUUUUCUUGAGGGAGCGGAUGAGUCCAUUCAGUUCUGGCCUCCAGGUUGGUGUGUGAUGAGAUAGUCGGCAAGGUGGGACUGCCUGCAGACCCUCAGUAAUGUUCAUUCAUUUGCUGAGGGAAGUAAUGAUUCAUCCCCCUAGGCAAACUCCUUCCAUGAUUUGGAAUUCAGGUCUGAAUUUUCCUGGCUACACAUCUGGGAAGCCACUGAACUGGCUGUCAGCUGAGUGGGACUAAAGAGGUUCAACCAUGGGUACAAAAAAGUGGCACUAGCUUAAAAUAGAGUCCUGAGCUGCAAGCUGGGAGCACAGCAAUGUAGGGGCAUCCUGAAAGUCACAGGAAGAAUGGGCUUCAAGUCACUCCAAUACAAGAUGUUCCUGAUUCCCUGAUGAUGGUGAUGGUAAUGGUGAUGAUGAUGGUGAUGAUGAUGAUGGUGAUGAUGGUAGUGAUGGUGAUGAUGAUGAUGGUGAUGGUGAUGAUGAUGAUGGUGAUGGUGAUGAUGAUGAUGAUGGUGGUGAUGAUGAUGGUGAUGAUGAUGGUGAUGGUGAUGAUGAUGGUGAUGGUGAUGAUGUUGAUGGUGAUGAUGAUGGUGAUGGUGAUGAUGAUGGUGAUGAUGGUGAUGGUGAUGAUGGUGAUGGUAAUGAUGGUGAUGGUGAUGAUGAUGAUGGUGAUGGUAAUGAUGAUGGUGAUGAUGAUGAUGAUGAUGGUGAUGAUGAUGAUGAUGGUGGUGAUGAUGGUGAUGGUGAUGAUGAUGGUGAUGGUAAUGAUGAUGGUGAUGAUGGUGAUGGUGGUGGUGGUGAUGAUGGUGGUGGUGAUGAUGAUGGUGAUGAUGAUGGUGGUGGUGAUGGUGAUGGUGAUGAUGAUGGUGGUAAUGAUGAUGAUGGUGAUAAUGACGAUGAUGGUGAUGAUGAUGGUGAUAAUGACGAUGAUGGUGAUGAUGAUGGUGAUGAUGGUGGUGGUGGUGGUGGUGAUGAUGAUGGUGAUGAUGACGAUGGUGGUGGUGAUAAUGAUGGUGGUGGUGACAAUGAUGAUGAUGGUGGUGAUGAUGAUGGUGGUGGUGAUAAUGAUGAUGGUGGUGGUGAUGAUAGUGGUGGUGAUGAUUGAUGGUGGUGAUGAUGAUGGUGAUGGUGAUGAUGAUGGUGGUGAUGAUGAUGGUGAUGGUGAUGAUGAUGGUGGUGAUGAUGAUGGUGAUGAUGGUGAUGGUGAUGAUGAUGGUGGUGAUGAUGAUGAUGGUGAUGAUGACGAUGAUGGUGAUGAUGAUGGUGAUGAUGAUGAUGGUGGUGGUGGUGGUGGUGGUGGUGGUGAUGGCAUGAAGGUCGUGCCCUCCUAGGCCUGGUGGUUAGCGGUAGCCAGUCUGUCUUUGCCUUCUAGCAGUGACAGCCUCAGGCUGUCAGGCAGGGAGGUUGGGUUUGGAGUGUAGGCAUGGUGGGAAUAAUGGGCCUUAGCAGAGCCCUGGGGCAUGGGCCUGGGCAUAGUGAGUCCUCUCUGUUAACAGGAUCCCGCAGCGCUUAAGGACCAGUCUCCCUAAUUUGCUGUCUAACCAUCUUCUUCUUCACAGCUCUUACCAGCAUUUAAAUUAUGUGGGUUUCAUUGUUUGUUUACUUACUUAACCUUCUUGUCUACGUGGUCACAUGCCACAGGGCAGGAACAGUGUCUAAUCUGCCCCUACUUUAUACCCAGAGCCCAGCACAGUGCAUGGCACAUCAGUGAUCAUGAAAGAGUGAAUGAAUUUGUAAAGUGAAAGGCUGGAUGAAGGGCCGCCCAGUCCCCUUCCCCUUGUCAUGUUAGUUUGGAAUCGGGGGUGGGACGCUGCCCUCUCACUGGUGCAAUUGAAGGAAGGUGCAGGACAUGGUUCAGGUUCCACGGUGGUCCCGAGCCCCCAGAUGGGAAGUUCUGUGUGCAUAUGAGCAGGUAAGAGUCAGGCAUUCUCCAGGGGGCAGGGUGCCUCCACCAACUUUCACAAGCCUUCUGUAGAACUGAUACCAAUAGGCCGUGAGUCCUUUCCUGUGUUGGGGUGAAGGAUACCCAUACAAGCGCAGGCGUUUGGCCAGCCGGUUGAAAGGCUGUAGCAUGCCCCAUGAGCCUGGAGCACGUUCCACACCUAGAGUGGGAGUGCAGGAACCUCCUGGCCCUGGGAGCUUCAAUGAGGCCAGCAGCCAGGUGCACCUGCGGGGGGCCUCUGUGAGAGCCGGGCAUUGGGAUUGCUCUAUACACUUGCUGCCUUGCAAAUUCAGACUUGAAAUGAGAAAUUAAUGGAGGAUUAAAUAUAUAUUUCUUUUAUGAGCCUGCGAUCAUGGUAAAAAGAGGCAUGUCAAAUGCUUGGUGAGACCCAUGAAUCCCCUAAAGAACACUGAGGCAAACCAGACCUGACAGGGAAAAGCAGGCCUCGGAGAGACUGAAACUCCAAAUAUAGCCCAGGGCCAGUGUUUCGUCCUGAAGGUGGUGAGCAGAGAUUUCAGGAGGAUGCAGGGUGGGAGGAAAUUUCUCAUUUUUAUUAAGGAGUUGACAAGAAUAGGAUCAUGGCUUGUCUUUGGGUUACAUUAAGCACUAAAAUGAAGGGCUAGGCAGGAGGGCUGGGAGCAGAGUGACGGCAGGUGGGGGAUCAGUGUGCCUCUGCUGGAGGGAGUGGCCGGGCCACAGACAAGGGACCCCGCUUAGCAGUCCUCACACCCCUCAUGUGAGGUCCUCAGCAAGGCACUCAUGUCUCGAGACUGUUUCUGAGACCCAUAUCUUGUCAGGAGAAUGCCAAGGCUCAGGUCAGAGACUUGUUCAGUUUUUAAGAGACUGUCUGGAGUACACACCCUGCCCUAACAAGUCAAUAUUUCCAGGAGGAAUAUUUCUGUUCCUCCUGGAGACCUGACAUUCCAAAGCGUGGUGCUUCGGGCUCUUGUAAAUGCUGGAAUUCCUAAGAGUCUCUCUGGAGGACAGGUAAGGUAUCAGUGGGAACACACAUACACACAUGCACGUGCGUGUGUGCGCACACAGCUAGCAUGUCCAUGCUGGAAACUGCUUUGGCUCGGAAUGAGCAGGGCCUCCUCUCAGUGAGGCAUUCCUUCCCUUGCAAGGUAGCACCCGAGCCAUCAGCACGUGCAGAAGAGUGUUGCAAGUGGGAGGUAUCUUCACCUACACGCCCUAGUUCCAAACGCAAGAAAGCAUCGUUCAGUUUUGAGUGGGCUGUGAAUAAGUCACUGCAACUCAAUACAGUGAAUAUCCUAAACCUAGACUAAGGAGUCUAUUAGAUCAACUUGAAACCAUUAAAAUCAUUUCAACCCUUGAUUUAUAUACAGGGAUUUGGCAAGUGGCUUUAAAAUCAAAAUUAAAAAUAGCUUGGGAAACAGCAGAUGGAGAGUAUGUGUUGACACUCCACCCUAUAGACUCGGGAGGCCCGCCUGCCCUUCCUGGACAACUGGCCAGUGAAUGACUGGGUGAACUGAGGACUUCUGCCAAGUGCCCGCUCAUGCCUCCCUCGUGUGUAGUGAAAGGCAUGAAUGCAGCAGCCCAUCUAGACAUGGACUUUGGUGUGGAGUUGGAUUUCUAGAAAUCACAUAUAUAAAAUCAUGGGGUUUAUGAGCCCCAUUGCAGAUAAACAUUGAAGUCAUUUUAAAAAUUGGCAAAUACUUAGGAUCGCGUUUUCAGGUCAUGAGAGGAUUUUAUAUGACACCAUGAACUCCAGCUGCCUCAUUACCUCACUCAAGACAAAAAGAUAACCAAAAAGAAAUGGAAAAGACUUUCAAGGUAUUGUUUUCUUUAAAGGGUUUGGGACUUUCUAAUUUUCUGGAGGUUUUCAUAGUAGUGACUGAUGCAUCAGAUACUAUAUUAGGUAAAGAAUUAUAGGAAGAGCACAGAAAAUGUGAAACUCUCCAAUGAAACUUCUCUAAUAGACAACUGUUAACUAAAGAAAAAAAAAUAUCACCCUUAUGAAAGGAAUAUGGAGUCAUUGCUGGGACCCAGGACCAACUCUGGCCAGGAGGUUUUGGGUCAGAAGCCUGUGUGUCCUGCCUGUCCGCCCUGGCCUGCCCAAAAGGCCCUGCUGGGUGGGAGUGGGGAGUGGGCCUGGCCAUGCCACCUGCAACUCCACCCGGACAUUCAGCUGGUGACAGGAAUGGGGAGGUUCCAACAGACCCGCAAUCACAAAAACAUACAGAGGGAGCCCCAUGUGAUAGUCUUGUUUAGUCACUGAAACUUCGAAGGGAGUGAAAAGUCUCUGG
Molecule: messenger RNA, 49287 nt
Organism: Callithrix jacchus (white-tufted-ear marmoset)
Lineage: Eukaryota; Metazoa; Chordata; Mammalia; Primates; Cebidae
Source: RefSeq, a predicted model, not a curated record